AUGGACGCGCUGACGGAGUCCCAGAUUCAGUUCUUGCGCGAUCUCCAAGAGGCCCUCUUUGCCGUUCGGGAGGCCGAACGUCAGCGUGCACAGACUGGCCCGCCUUUUGCUUCUGCCAGGGCAAAUCGUGAGCGUGAGCGUUCGAGGUCCAGGGACUCGAGUCGCGAUGCGACACAUUCUUCCAAUGCUUCGAGGGAACGGGCACGGGACCUCAGCCCCUCGGGGUUGCUGCGCCAAAUUUGCUGUCUCCGCAAUGACUGUGAGUCUCUUGGACACAGAGUUGACAAUCUCUGCUUGGGACGCACUCAUUUGAUGAAUAGCUUGCUGGCUAGCCAGGAGUCCAGUUCUCCUUUUUCUGCGAUUUCCGAGUUUGUUUUGGAUACCAGGGCCUCCCUCAGGACUCUGCAUUCACGUCUUGAUGAGCUCACACGUGUGGCCGCCGAGACUGCGAUGAGUACAGCUUUUCGUCUUGAUCGUUUGGAGGCCGCUUUGGCCCCACCUUUGUGCCCACAUGAUGGAUCCGCCGACUUGCUCCUGUGCUUGCACUUGCAUGGCCGAGAGUGCUGGCCUGCGACGUCCUGUGACCUCCGGGUGCAGUGGACUCGCUGCGCUCACGACUCGAGCACAAUGCAGGGGGCGAGUAACGGGUGCUCGAGCGAUCAGGGCCCAAGGAUAGACUUCGAAGCUUUGCUGAGCGCGGCUGUGGAUGCUUGUGCUAGCGAUGCUAGACAGCCCGCGGAAUUGCCCUGGGAGCACGGUGUGUUCAAGAGCAUCUUCGAGCCUAGCGAUGUGGUGGGCUGGGAAGACACUUUUAUGUUGCCCGACCUGCCUGUGCCGGAUGAUCCCGAGGCAAUUCUCCCACCUUCAGAAAAGAAGAGGCGUCUUAGAGAAAGUGGCCUCGUUCCUAGAGUGUGUUUUGCGGUGGUACGUAAAAGCCACGGCAUAUCUUGGCAAGAUCAGCGUGACAAGGACCAUGACCGGGCCAUAGCUCGAUGGACCUUUGUUAUCUUGAGGUGGGGCGACCUUCGCCCGGACCUCUUGAUCUGCAAGAGUCUGCUUGAGUGUGCUACCGCAGAAGAACGUACGGAAGUUCUUCGGGAUUGGUUGCACCCCAAAGCUCCGAGUACGCUGCUUAAGCGUGUUAACUCUCUGCUUCGUUUUCACAAAAGUGAGGGAUGGUCCGACGAGACUUUUCCAUAUGAAGAGGGCAGUGUUUACAAGCACAUGGUUGCAGCCAGAGCUGGCGGAGCGAAGCCGGCACAGAUGCGCGCGCUUCGUGAAGCGUUGAUCUUCGUUCGACAUGUCUUCUCAGUUGAGGAGAUUGAGGACGUGAUAUCCAGCAGGCAAUGUCUUGGCGCAGCAUCGAGGGGUGCACGGCGAAAGGCGCGCCGAAGGGCAGACCCUUUGACCUUGAAGAAUUUGAGGCUGCUCCAUUCCAUGUUGGGGGACAAGAGCGUCCCCGCUUGGGAUCGUGUUUUCGCGGGAGCAGCUCUGUGCUGCGCGUACAUGCGAUCCCGAUGGUCCGAUUUUCAGCACUCUAUCUCGUGUGGGCUGGAGUGCGGGGAUGAUGGUGAGAGGCUCUUCCUGGAAUUCACCUGUGAGGACUACAAAACGGUCAACUCUAAAUUCUUUGCGGGUGCACCGCUUCGGAUGAUCGCUCCUGGACGGGGUAUUGCUGGGCCGAACUGGCUCGAUUUGUGGCACGAGGCUCGAGUGGAGGUGGGACUUACAGAGUUCGUUCCACCCCUGCCCACACCAGGCCCUGCAGGAGAACCUACCGGUGCAUCCGUGAGCACUGAGGAGAUGUCUUUAUGGCUUCAAAAGAUCUUCGUCGACCGUGGAUCACUCAGAACAUCUGGUCACACGCUGAAGAGGACUUUUCUUACCAUGGCGACAAAGCGUGGCGUCGAGCACUUGGACCGGUUGGUUCUGGGCGGACACGCAAACUCUGCCGGGAUGGCCGACACUUAUGGCGAUGACGAGUUGGCACGCCCCCUCCGCCUGCUCAUGGCCUUGAUCUCAGAGAUCCGAGAGGGUAUCUUUGAUCCAGAUGCUGGUCGCGCGGGUUAUUUGCGUGGGAGUGGCUUGGAAGAGCUUCGAUUGGGUUUCGGUGCCCAGACGGAAGAUCGUCACCCUCCCUCUGCUGAGUCGUGGGAGAGGGUGACGGGUGACGACGACACAUUUGGCUUGAUCGACGCUCUUGACAAGGCAGCGCCGAGUCAGCCAGGCGCCUUCUUUCCGGGCGAAGCUGACGUGAACCUUAUGGGGCAGGAUUCUGUCGAUGAGCCACCCGAAGCUGAGGUGGGUGACGGCGGGGUAUCCUCUUUGGAUGCAGAAGCCGACAAACUCAUCGGCGAGGAUUCUGACUCUUCUAGUUCGAGUGGAUCAGCUCCGGAAGUGAUGACGAACCGGUUUGACUCAUCAGUGUGUCGCAACUGCAAGAAGGCAGUGGCGGUGAUGCUGCCUGUUCUUGCGGAACACAGCCCUGAAUUCUCAGCUGACCUGGUGCUCGAGCCGUCUUUAGGGAGCGGCGUGUCGCUGGUUGACAGUGAGGCCUCAUUUCGACAGCGAUGUCAGGACGUCGGCGGUGGUGCGAUUCACACUGCACUGUCUGACCAAGGGAUCACUUCCUUUGCCUCGCUUGCAUACUCCUGUGGCACGCCUCAGGAUCGACCCUCACAGGCGGAAAUGGACGCAUUUGCAGCAAAGAUAUUGGGGGCUGCUCCCCGUUUGGGGGAUGUGUCUAUCUUGAAGCGAUUGAUGUUCGAGUCAGCCACAUAUGUCAUAGCUCAGUUGCGUCAAGCUGUGCAAGGGGACUCUGCCGAACAGCCUCGAAAGCUUCCAAUCGCCGAAAAACAGGCCAGGGCCGAAGAUCAGCGCCGUCGGCUUAGUGGGGUGCAUAUAGAGCGUGAUUUGGUCCCUUCCCAUGCUUUGGUGGACCUCUGCUGUCACAUGCAUGAUGUGGGCAUUACUUGGAUAUCGCCGGGCAAAUGCACCAGCCGCGAAUCAGAAAUUCAGCUUUCAACGAAGGACCAAAGCAAAGUCUUUCGACUUGAAGACAACUCGUUGAAGGUCGGAAGUGAACAGCCUAAGGACAUUGCUUCUUGUGAUUCGCCGAUCAAGUUGCAGUGGUGCCUUCAGCGCCGCGGUCUGGCCUUGGACCAGGCCAAGGUGUUGACGUGGGCCCAGCACGAGCGAUGGGUUCACUGCUUGCUUCACGCACUGACUAAGGAGUGCCCUGCAGGGUUCCACAAGCCUGAUAUGAAUCGCAUUGUGCAGGCCGAUCGUGAGGCCUGGUUGAUCAUGGCGUCCGAGGUGCCAUCACUUAAGCCCAGUGCUGCUGGCGAGUACCCUCUGGGUAAGGCUUUGGAUGCUUUGAGGACUGACCCGCGGAUCACCAUGUACUUGAUGGCUACCUGGGGCCGUGCACCGGAUGUUGAGGUUCAGGACCUUGAGCAAGGCUCCCCUGCCAAGCCAGGUGAAGGUAUGUCCCGAGCCGCCAAGCGCCGUCGACGUGCAAAAGAGGUUGCCGAUGUGUUGGCACCCGCGGAGGCGAUAGCAUUGCAAUGCCUUCAGGCCGGCUUUGCUAGUCAUGACGAUUUUCGGAGCUUGAUCACUUUGCUCCCUGCGGAAAGGUGUCUUCGCAUCGGCAUGACACCGGAGUUGUAUGGGAAGCUCAAAGAAAAAGGCUACGACACCUUCGGAAAAAUUGCCUUUGCUGCUGCGAGCUCUCCUCAGGCCCUGACAGACGAGGCCAUCGAUGAGUGGUUGGCCACGGUCGUGGACCCGAGGCCCUCUGCGUUUCAAGUUUCUGUGAUCCGGCGACUCCUCUUUGAGAGCCAGUCACUCAACAUCGCGGACUUGAGGACCCGAGUUGAAGGCCAGCCGGAAAACACCAUCAAGAAACUUCCUACGGCCGAGCGGCUGGCCAGACAAGAAGCCCAGCAAGCUCGCUUGAAAGGUGUUGUCUUCACUGUAUCAAAUCAGCCAUCCCAUGCGAGCAUCGACCAGGUCACCGACAUGUUGGAAAACAAUUCUUUGCGCUACCUGCCCAUGAACAGGUGGACCUCUCGUUCCCAGGAGCUUAGCUUGGCCAAGAAGGAUUCAUCGAUCCAAAUUGACCCGGAGGGCAACCUUAAGCUCGGGACCAAGGCCCCCGAUCCGGUGUGCGACACGAAUGGUGCCUAUGCGUUUCGGCAGGCUUUCUUUCGCCGAUCGCUAGCCCUAGACUUGGGCAACCUGUGCACCUUUGAGGUCAUGGAGGAGUGGGUUAACUCCAUCUUUGAGUUGACCCAGCGUCAGGUUCCCACGGGGUACACCAAGGUCUCCUUGUCGCAGAUCGUAGCAGCCGAUAAGGAGCUCUUCAUCCGUGCAGCCAAUAACCUUGAGGGCAAGCUUCAGAAACCGGUAGGUGCUGCUAAGCCAUUGGAUUCUGAGCUGAAGCGUCUGUCGGUGUCGCAUGACAUCACUCAAUUCUUGUCACCCUUGCUCUCACCGCCUCCACCGGCCCAUCCGACCAAGAGGAAACUUCUCUGGGUGGAUCUGAUGAAAAAGGGGGAGGCCUCUAACUCCGAGGUUGCUGAACAUUUCAUCGAGGGGCCCUACACUGAAGCACAGGUCACUCAGAUCUUCGGCCAUUCGGUCAACGAAGCUUUCACUUCCCUGAUCAAGUUGGAGCUUCAAGGAGCCGACUUUGUUUCAGGCCUAGCUCUGCUGAUUGCCCGGGCUGAAAAGGAACGCUCAGACCGCCUGGGUGUCCCGGCUAGGCAAUGGCUAGGGCGGACCCUUGACCUUUCGAAAGCGUACAAGCAAUUAGCGGUACUACCGCUGCACCGUGACAUUGCCGUAAUCUGCCAUCCCAAUGAGAAGGGGGAACCACAAUUCUUUGUUGCAAACGCAUUGAUGUUUGGCUUGACUUCGUCGGUGUAUGGAUUCGUGAGGGUGGCCCGAAGCCUGCAUUUCUUGCUGUGCAAAGUGCUGAAGAUCCCCUCAGCAAACUACUUCGACGAUUACCCUCUCUUCGCUUUGAGAGAGGGUGCCCAGGAACUUGACGGUUUGACUUCGGAAUUCUUGGAACUCUUGGGGUGGCGCUUCGCCCAGACCGGGAUAAAGGGUCAACCGUAUGAAGAAACCUUCACGGUACUCGGAAUGCAGCUGGACGUCAGCCGCCUCCACGAGGGUGUUGCGGUACUAGCCAACAAAGAAGGCCGUGUCAAGCGCAUUGCCGAAAUGCUUGGUAACAUCUUUGACCGAGGUACCCUUGGCAGGCAUGAGGCACAGGUGCUCCUGGGACUUUUAAACUACGCCUCUGGAUUCUUUGCGGGCCGAUCCCUAAAGCCGGCAUGCCACUUCCUGCUAUCCUUGGUUCGUGGGAAACGCCCGACUGCUGCCGAAAUACAGCGCUUCUGCAAAACCACCCAGGCUGUCUUGAGCACCACGCCACCGAGAAUCCUUCGCAUCUUUGACCCGCGACCGCCCAUCCAUGUCUGGACGGACGGUGCUUGGGAAGACCCUUGGGCUGGAAUAGGUGCGGUUGUUCUAGACACGCUAGACGAUAGCGCUAGGGUUUUUGCUGGUUGUGUGCCCACUAAGCUUUUGGAGCGAUGGAAGCUGGAUGUGGGAUCGCAGCUUAUAUGCGAAAUCGAACUCUACGCCUUAGUCACUUUGCGUCGUAUGCUCCAAAACAGCCUGUGCAACCGAAGAGUCAUCUUCUGGCUGGACAACGAAGCUGCACGCACAUCAGCAAUCAAAGGUUUGAGCAAGAGCGAAUCCAUGUAUCGCUUAGCCCACUAUCUUGCAGUGAUUGAGGCUGAGGUGAUGGGCAAAGCAUACUCAGCUUGGUUUCUGAAAGAAGAAUCUGUGGACCCGACAGCUCCCAAAUCUUUCACAUCCGGCGCAUAUGUCCAUCAGGCCAAAGCCGGACUGCGUUCUAAUUUUCACGCCUUUCCUUUCAGCACUAUGCUUCUCGCCGCCGUCUUGUCGGCGUCUUUUGGCUCUCGCUGCUUCUCGUCUGUUGGACUUUUCUUGAAUUUGAAGGCGCCUCUGCGCAACGACGCCAACAACGAUCAUGCCCAUCCCAACCUGAUCUUGCCUGCCUCUGUUUUCCACAAUGGCCAGAUUUGGGUUGAGGGUAAAGGCGAGUGCCCGUGCCCCGACCCCGACGUGCCACGUCUGGGUUACUUGCUGCCUGUUGCCGACGGCCCACAGUUGCUUCCUUCAGAGCGGUUGCACGCAACUUGCGACUGGGAGGGUACUCGUUUGUUGAUUGUUGGCUUCUGCAUUCGUGACACUGGCCUCCUGUCCGAGGCACAUCGUGCUCGACUCCUUGAUGCUCGUUUCCUCCUGCCUCAGGUUGAGUCCGGUUUGCCUGACGCCGGACCAUCGACAAGUGCAUCAACCUCCAGGCAUACUGGACUGCAGGAGGCCUUUCCUCAACAGGCCACGCCAUUGGUUAUCGAGAUCUUUGCCGGCACGGCUCGGCUUAGCACUGCCUGUCAGAAGCUGGGUUUCCGAACGCUUGCAAUCGAUAAAUCCACCGCACGUGGACGCUUCCCCAUACAACGUCUUGACCUCACCGAUGCUGACGACCUUUGCAUUCUUCUGGAUAUCAUCCGUCUUGAGGCCAAUAUUGUCUGGAUUCAUUGUGCGCCGCCGUGUGGCACCGCGUCUGCGGCGCGCUCCAGACCCAUUCCGGAAUUGACGGCUGCUGGUGUUCGGGUGCCGCAGCCUUUGCGCAGUACUUCCGAACCCCAAGGACUCUCCACUUUGACCGGCGCGGAUCUUGAACGGGUCCAGCAGGCCAAUAUGCUCUACCGUGCUGUCGGGCAAAUUGCUGACCUGGCUCGACAAUUGAACAUCUUCGUCACCGUGGAAAACCCGCGCAACUCUUUGGCUUGGUUGUGCGAUGGUCUGGACGAUCUGUUCCGAUCACCACAUCACACCGUGGUCUACGGUCUACGAUGCCUGCAUGCAUGGUGGCACACGUAUACUUGCAGCGACAGCCUCGUUUUGCACGGCCCUUGGUUGCCUGCUAUUCUGGAAGUGAUGACUGGGCCAUCCCUGUUCGAUCCGAUGAUCUUGCCUCCACACUGCUGGCUUGCUACCCAAAGGGUGAAGAUCGCUGAUUGUACUGAGGAGGACCACCUCAAGCAUGACGAAACAGUCGCGAUAAUGGGUUUCAUUGGGGCAGACGAUCCGUGCUCCGAGCAUGCGGAGAUUGUUUCUGUUGGAAUACCUAAAGAACCUUGCGACUUCGUGGCGGAUGCCGUGAAGGCUGGACAUCCUAGGAAUGCUCUGAACGCGAGCCGGGAAGGACCUUCUUCCAAAGUUGCAGAUGCCAUUCUCAUGGAUUUCGAACAGAGGGAGCGGCUUGCCUCACAAACCAAGGAUCGUUGGAGUCGGAUUGCGGCUACAACUAAGCCCUUGAAUCAGAGCAUGUUGAAGAACAAGCCGGACCACAUUGUGACCGCGUUAGGGGAUAAGAAUCUUUUGGCCUGGAAAAGUAUUCUUGGUGACAAUGGCUUCCCGGACCAACAACUCUGGUCCGACCUGCGCGAUGGACUUAGACUGACUGGAUGGAUGCGGGACACGGGAAUCUUCGACAAGAAAGUCCGUCCCCCGCAAACAUCGCUGGAGCACCUGCUAAGUCAAUCCCAGUACCAAACACCGCUGACCUUGAAAAGGCUACAGAAGACUGUUGUUGACAUCACGGCACGCAAGGCGUGGGCUGAAACGGUGGAGGAAGAGAAAAAGGGAUGGAUCUUUCGGGAUGAAAAUGCAAAUCUCGAUGACAUCGUCUUGGCUCAUCGUUUCGGCUUGCAGCAGAAAGACAAAGUUCGUGUAAUCGACAACGGCAAGGAGUGUGGCCUCAACUUGGCUUGUGGGCUACCAGAGAAGUUCACCUUGCAUGGAGUGGACGUGCUUGCUGGAGUUUUCAUUGAGUUGCUCAACCGUCCUGAAGCUGCCGGCAAAAGGAUCAAAGGGGAAACCAUAGAUCUGGUGUCUGCGUACAAGUUUUAUCCAAUCCACCCUCAAGACAGGCGUCAUCUGAGGAUCGGGGUCUAUGACACCGACUCUGGCAUGGUCAGGAUUUAUGGAACCAACGUUCUUCCUUUCGGUGCCACCGGAAGUGUGGCAGGUUUCCUGCGAGUUUCGGCGGCGAUUUGGCAUACGGGUAUCCAGGACCUUGGCCUGGGAUGGUGUGCCUACUUUGACGAUUUUCCUUUGAUGGCCCUUGAAGGUCAUGAAGACCAGGUUGGGGGAUUGGCUGGAGAAGUGUUUGACGCACUGGGGAUCCAAUACGCAGAGGAGGGGAAGAAGGCAACUGACUUUGAUUACACUUUUGCCGCCCUGGGAUUGCAGUAUGACUUGACGAGAUUCAAUGAGGUCGUGGUCAUCAUUCGGCAUACGGAGGCACGUACUGCUGAGCUGGUGGAGACGCUCGAGGGAAUCUUACGUGAUGCUGUACUUCGACCUAAGGAUGCGGAAGUUUUGAGGGGAAGGAUGCAUUGGUUUACUUCGUAUCUUUUCGGUCGUGCGCCGUGUGAGGCGAUGAGACAGAUCUCCUUGAGGGCUCAAUGCAUGGACUCAUGCACACGGCUCACUGACGACCUGACCGAGGCGAUUCGAACCUUGCUCCGCUAUGUAGUGGACUCCAGGCCAUUAGAGCUGAGGCAAACGACAGGGCGCGAGCUGUAUGUUUUUACAGAUGGCUCGUAUGAGCCCACGGCUGAGAAGCGCGCCGACAUUGGUGGCGUCCUCUAUGACAGCGCUGGCACGCCAUUGUCCUUCUUCUCUGCACAGGUGAACGAGGACGAUCUGCGGGCUCUUGAGGAAACUUCUGAUCAUCCGAUAUAUGAGGUGGAACUGUAUGCCGCAUUGGUUGCAUUUGAGAUUUGGGGACCCUUAUUGGAGGAUUCCUUUUCCGUUUUUUACCUUGAUAACGAAGUGGCGGGCAAGGCCAUGGUUCGGGCGAGUCCCGACCAACUCGCGCCUUCGGCAUCCGCCUCCGCCUGUCAGACGUUUGCUUCUCUUGUGGCUGUGGGGGUCGGGCUGCCUCAGCUGCUGGGAGCCGCAUCUUCUGGUGCUGACGUCUUGCUUGCUCUCGGUGUGCAUCAGCUCCGUGCUCUGUCUUGCGUGUCUCGUGAAGUGGCGCGAGUCUUCUUGGAGAUCCGACAGGCGGAGGUCCAGUACCCUUUUCCUCCACAGCCUCCCGAACUUUUCUGCGACUUCCCUGAGGAUUGGUGCGAGGAUCAGCAAGUUGCAAGUAGUGUCUUCUCGAAACAGGGAGCCUCCUUGUUGUCGGACACAAGCGAUGUCGUCUUGCAAGAGGGAGCCUCCUUGUUGUCAUAUUCGCCAUCACCAGGGCGGGGCGACGGAGUUGACUCCGCGGCUUUGGGUGCCGCAUCAAAUACUUCAGUCGGCGGGCUAAGCAGCUCGCGCAGCAAAGAAACUGAACGCCUUUCUUGUGCGCGGGACGACGCCCUGGGCUCCUUUGUUGGGGGAUUAGUCGAGUUUGAUGUUGCUAAGUUUGGUAAUUUCGACUUGAGCCUUCAACUGCCGUGGGAGACCGAUUUUGCAAAGGGCCUGCUUGAUCCAGAUUGUGUAUGGGACCCCUUGAAUGGCUUCAAGCAGGAUUCGAAGAUUCCUCCUUUGUCGAUCCCAACUCCUGGAAAUCCACUAUCCAAGCAACCUGCCAAGGAGUGUAAUACUGGUGCGAUCUUUGCUUGGGCUGUGUCACUUGGUGCUGCGGCCAGGGACCCUGCAGCUGAGAGAGAGCGAAAGUUCGACCAAGGUGUGUGCAUGUGGAGCCGGUUGGUCCUGAGAUAUUCGGCAUGCUGCACGCUUUAUGAUUGUGUAUUAGAUGGCCAAGGUGCAGGCGAGAACAUUUAUGUUUUGAUCGAAGCUGCAGUCUCAGCGGCCGUGGGAGUCAAGUCGCCACACACCAUCCAUAAGAGAGCGGCUUCCUUUUGGGCUUUCGUUCGUUGGGUAGAUGCCCAUGAGCCUCAGUCUGCCGAGAAGUUGCACGAGGUACAAGUGUGGAACUUUGUGCAGUUCCUUAAAGCUUCCGAGGCACCCGCAUCAAAAGCAUCGUCUGUGAUCAGCUCCUUCAGAUUUGCGCACUUUGUGCUGGGGUUCAAAGUCUCGGGCAUCAUCGAGUCAAAACGAAUUUGCGGUGCCGCGGAGCAGCAACUUGUGAAGGUCAGGAAAUUGAGACAAGCCCUAGAUCUUAGGGUUUCGCAGAUCCUUGAGCUUCAUGCGCGGCUGGAGUCCGGAGAUCUACACUGCUUCGACAGGGCUCUUCUCGCAUCCAUCUUGAUUAGGCUGUAUGCCAGGGCACGUCCCAGCGACUUCUUGUUUAUCGAAUCGGUUGAGGUCGACUGCCCCGCCGAUUCAGACUACCCUCUGCUAGUCUUUGAAGUCUCUGAGCACAAGGGGGCAAGAAAAGUUCAGCUUAAGAAUAAGCUCCUUCCAAUCUUGGUGCCAAUGAUCGGAGUGCAUGGAAAGUGCUGGAUCAACGAGGCGUUGAGCGCCUCUAAGGACGCUGGCAGAGCAUUGCCUGUUGUGCGGGGGCCAUUGUUGCAAGACUUGAUCAGAGAGAUCGUGGCUGGGCGGUUCAUGCCCGACAGCAGUCGGUCGAGUUACUUCCCAAAGAUGCCGAGCACCAAGGUCGGUCUUAGCCGGGACACGCUCCGUGCUUUUGCAGCUCAUGGAAUCGACGCUUUGAGUAAGUUGGCUUACUCGUGCGGGCAACCGGGGGCGCCGUUGCCUCAAUCGGAUUUUGAUGACUUCAUUGCUACCGUGAUACCUGCAGCUCUCUUGGGCGAGAAGGGAAGUGUGAAGAGGCUCAUCUUUGAGAGUCAGGCAUUACUGCUCACUGAUCUGCGUGAACAAGUUACGCAGCCCGACAAGUGGGCUACCAAAAAUGUGCCGACCGUCGAACGGCAGAAGAGAAUGGAAGCUGUGAAAGCCAGCAUCCCAGGAGUGUUGGUUGAAGGGUCCUUGGAGCCGUCGCAUGGGCUCCUCAAUGCUGCUUGCCGCAUGGAACGUGAAGGCCAGCUGCGCUACAUUGCACCUGAGCAGUGUGGCACAAGAAUGUAUGAAAUCCAGAACGUCAAGGCGCAGAGCAAGGUUCUUUCUUUGGAAGAGGGCAAGCUUGCGAUUUCAGAAGAAAAGGAUUUGCCUGAGGUCACUUGUGGGUCCGCCUUGUUGCUGCAGGAGGCUUUGAAAAGGCGUGGGAUCGCCCUUCAGUUUGCGGGUGUGGCUUCGUUCCUCGCUCACGAGAAGUAUGUACUGAAGCUCUUCGGCUACAUGGGCGCGCGAGAGGCGCGUGAGAUGCGCGAAGCGGCGCGAAGCGCGCGAAGCAGCGCGAAGCGCGCGAAACGCGCGAAGCGCGCGAAGGUGCGCGGAGGCGCGCGAGAGGCGCGAAGCGGCGCAAAGCGCGCGAAGGAGCGCGGAGGCGCGCGGAGCGGCACGAAGCGCGCGAAGCGCGCGAAGCCCGCGAAGGUGCGCGGAGGCGCGGGGAGGCGCGCGGAGCGCGCGAAGCGCGCGAAGCCGCGCGAAGCGCGCGAAGGCGCGCGGAGGGGUGCCAUCAGAGGCGCGCGAGAGGCGCAAAGCGGGCGCGGAGGGGUGCCAUCAGAGGCGCGCGAGAGGCGCAAAGCCGGCGCGGCGCGCGGAGGGGUGCCAUCAGAGGCGCGCGAGAGGCGCGAAGCGGGCGCGGAGGGGCGCCAGAGGCGCGCGAGAGGCGCGAAGCGGCGCGAAGCGCGCGAAGCCGCGCGAAGCCACGCGAAGCGCGCGAAGAGGCGCCAGAGGCGCGCGAGAGGCGCGAAGCGCGCGAAGCGCGCGAAGGCGCGCGGAGGCGCGCGGAGGCGCGCGGAGGCGCGAAGCGCGCGAGGCCGCGCGAAGCCACGCGAAGCGCGCGAAGAGGCGCCAGAGGCGCGCGAGAGGCGCGAAGCGCGCGAAGCGCGCGAAGCGCGCGAAGGCGCGCGGAGGCGUGCGGAGGUGCGAAGCGCGCGAGGCCGCGCGAAGCGCGCGAAGCCACGCGAAGCGCGCGAAGAGGCGCCAGAGGCGCGCGAGAGGCGCGAAGCGCACGAAGCGCGCGAAGGCGCGCGGAGGCACGAAGCGCGCGAGGCCGCGCGAAGCCACGCGAAGCGCGCGAAGGAUGGCAAGAAGCGGUUUGCUCCGACCAAGAAGCAUCCGAGUGAGCGUGAACAGAAGGUUGGCAAAGGUGACGGAGGCAAGGGUUCUGGCAAAGGCAAGGGCAAGCGAAUCUGCCUUGUGGUUGCACCCUUGACCCGAGUGUCCACAGCGCAAAAAGUGACAUCCGCGCCACACUGCGGUCAAGACUACCCAUUGCAUGAUAGCAGCUUGGUUGCACCGACCGGGCUUGUGCUCCAAGCUUUUCCGGAGGCCGAUUUUGGCGCGGUUGCAGUUUUUAAGUAUUUGCGAACACCUCUACAUGUCGACAUUAACAACUCUCCGGGAUCGGUAAAUUACUUGAUUCCUGUGUCCUCUUUCACAGGUGGCGAGGUGUGGCAAGAAGGACAGGGAUCCGUUGUUGUGCGCGAUGAGUUGGGCCAUCCACUCAUGGGCUCGCUCCUUCCGGUUGCAGAUGGGCCCUGUGUCGUAGAUCCGCGACGCACCCAUUGUACCAUGCCGUGGGUCGGUGAGCGAGUGCUUCUCGUUGCAUUUAAGCCUGCGCACACUCGUGAUUUGUCCAUAGCCUUCAAGCAGCAACUCCAGAGCUUAGGCUUUCCGAGCCGGGCAUUAGGUUUGUGUGCGUCGGAGGCAAAUUUGUUGCCUCCAUCACCGCCUCUGCCAGAGGCCAGCUUGCUGCCGAUGAGACCGGUUCUUCCGAACUCUGAUGUCGUUUGGAACGACCCCCUUGUUAUCGAGCUCUUUGCGGGCAACGGCCGUGUCACUGCUUGCCUCAAGCAGUUGGGACUUUCGGCUGCUGGGGUUGACCGUGAUCCUAGUAAGUCCGUGUCCUUCUGUCUACCGGCGGACUUCACCUCGGCUCGAGGCCAGAAGCUGUGCAAGGAGUGGCUCGCCUCUCCUAGAUUGGCCGGCAUUUUUGCUACGCCCCCAGCCUUCACUGCUGCCAAUGCUGAUGCAAUCACAUUCUUGUUGCAUGCGUUGUCCACAGCCUUGACCAAUGGAGUCCUUUGUGCCGUCGCGAAUCCUCGACAAAGUCGCUUCUGGCAAAACCCUCAGUGGAGGGCCGUUGCCUCCUCUUUUCGUUUUGUUGCCUGCCAGGAGUGUACCUUCGGCGGCAGACAUGACGAUCACACCGUUUUCGCAGUGUCAGAUAGUGGCUUUGACAAGUUGGCUCGUUCCUGCCCCGGCCCUCCGUGCAAAGUCUUGAAUCGCUGCCCCGAUCCUGGCACCGGUUACCCUGCUCACCUCGCAAUGCAAGUAGCAUGCUGCUUCGCCGAAGUUUUCGUCAAGAAAGGUUGGCAACCGCCUAGCCAAUGUUUCGAUGCAUUCGACCCUCGACUUCAGGUGCCGAUGUCACGCGCUCUAGCAGGUGCUCAGCCUCCGGCUAGCAAGAUUCCUCCGCUCGUCCCGGAACAUAAGCGUGUGGUCGUGCUUCGCCACCCGCCUGGCCUCCAACUGCCGUGCCAGCCCAUGCAGCGUCUUACUACAGAUUGGCUCGUGCCUCAGGGGUGCCAUGCUCCCUGCGCCUGCAUUCCUGCGAAAUCCCAGCUUCUCAGGCACGUGCCGAUAGGUCAAAGUGGGGGCGACGAGACUGUGAAAGUAGGUUUGUGGGAAAUGGCUUGGGGAAUUCCUUGGGACCCAGAAGAGUUUAUGAAGACGGCCAAUGAGUCCAGCCAUCCUCGGACCAUUGGAUCUGUGCUCCCUCAGCCACUCAAGGAUUCUCUUGAUGCAUUGGACGAGAAGAAUGAUGAAGCAAAGCUGAAAGCAAGCAUGCACCCUGACGUCCGUGCUAUCACCGAACCGAAACGCAUCUUGUUGUGGGAGUCUCUGAUGGCGAAGUACGCUUAUCCUGACCCUGGAGUGUCCAGUCUCCUCAAGGAAGGGAUUUUCAUGAUUUUCGGAAAAAGGUCCAUAAGCGGGCUGGAUCAUUGGCCCUCUUUGCGAAUCCAACUUGUGCUCAGGAACUUUGGUGAGCAGGCGGUUCGGAUUGCGGCAAGGCAGCUACCGGUGCACCCGGGCAGCGAGUGGGCUUCAUACAUUUGCUUGGUCCAUCCGGUGUUGGAGGACGGCCGUCUUCCACAUCAUGAAGCGCUUCGCCUCAGAGGGAGGUGUCAGUUUGCAGAUUCGCAAAUCUUCGGCCGCGCUGGGAAGAAGUGUCUAGGAUUGAUCACUGCACACGCCUAUGGUCUCGAGGAGGCUAUCAGUCACGAGCUUCGCGUGUCGCUUGAAAGGUUUCUGCAAAGGCUUGAGUGUGAUGCACCGCGACUUAUCAAGAUCCUUGAAGGCGGGUUCUGGAAGGUGUACACGGACGCAUCCUACGAGCCGGGUGCGACCACGAGUUACUGUGGAAUAGGCGGUGUGUUGGUUGAUCCUAGUGGUGUGCCUAGAAAGUUCUUUUCAGCUGUCUUGGACGAUUCCCAAAAGAUUUUCUUAGGCGAAUCCAAGUCAGCCCAGAUCAUUUUUCAAGCAGAAUUGCUGGCGCUCACAAUCGCUAUGGAUGCUUGGUCACACGACUUUAAAGGCUGCCCUGUAAUUUUCUUCGUGGACAAUAACGGGGUUCGAGACAUCACCAUUUCGGGGCAUGCGAAAGCGUCGAUAGCCAGGCGACUAUUGGAGAUCUUCUUGCAAUUGGAGCAUGGCCAACUUGGCCCGAGAGAGCUGACCUCGCUCAGCAGCGAGCUGAGCCUGAUACUGCACUUGCCGGAGCGCAUAGUGACUGGCAUAGUGAAUACAGUCAUUUUUGGGGCUUAUUCGAUGAACAGCAACACCUUGACUCACAUGAUGAACUGCAUGGAUUUUGGCAUGGGCAUGGUUGCGAUUUUCAUGCUUCUUUUCAUGAUGAUUCUUAUUCCGGUUUUCGAGCAGCUCUUUUACAGACGACAAUACGCCAGCCAGGGCCGGUCCCAAGUCCGGCGGCGCAACAGGACCAUCCUUACGACGACGACAUCUUUCCUGAGCGCAGAGGACACACUUGGUACAAAGGCCGGUGGCUCUCAGCAGCCGCCCUUUGUGGACAGUACGUUCCCUCAACUGAGGCAUUGCAAGCUUCUUUCCUGGAACUCAGGCGGCCUAGCAGCUAACAACUGGGACAUCCUGCAGAACUGGUUAGCUGAUCAUGCAGUGCAGCUUUGUUGUAUACAGGAAACGAGAUGGAACAUGGAGCAAUUCUGGAGCAAUGGACAUUAUCACGUCAUCCAUCACGGCCAAGGCCGCUCAGGUGGACUUAUGACGCUGAUCCACAAUGGGCUGGCUCUCAAGGGACAAAUUCGGUCUGGUACCAUGGCAAAUGGCAGGAUCCAACACACCCGGAUCUACGACCCGGACGGCGGUAUUGACAUCAUAAACAUGUAUCAGCGGGUCUGGUCACAUGGAGCCGUGGCAGACGUAACAGCUCAGCGAAAGACCGUCUGGAACGCGCUCAACACGUGCUUGGACGGGAUCCCAGCGCGAAACCAAGUGUUGGUUUGCGGUGAUUUCAACACACAGUUGCCGCAUUGCAAAGGGGUGACCGGCACAGCAGUCAGCAACACAACUUAUCGAGACAAGAGAGAUGAACAUGAACUCCUUGACAUUCUCCGAUUACAUGGACUGAUUGCAGCCAACACCUUUCACGAUGCCAAACAGUACACUUAUUGUGGCUCAGGCUCCCGCUCCCAGAUCGACUACCUCUUCAUGCGCUCAAACCAGGCCCAGGGCCUCAGCAAGCGCGCGCAUGGAGAUGGCGCAUUUGGCGCUACGACAGUGCACCUCGCCAACCACGUGGUCCCAGCAGGCCUGAACUACAACGUCAUAUCAAAGAUCACGUGGCUCAUGUCGAACAUUGCCUGCAGCAAGCCCUCGUGGCCCCCGUUUGACAGUGUAGAAGCAGUGGACCAAGCCAUCAUUGAGGUCCAAAAUCAAAUUGCUACGCAGGUCCAGCAUGUGCCAGUACAACACCAACGGCCAUGGCAAAACCUCGAUCUGCGCACAGUCCUCAAGCAGGCCUGGGCACAUCUACGGCAAGCCAGGGCACGACGCAGCUGCGGACUUCGCGAUGUUUUUCAGGCGUGGAGACACAUGCAGCAGUUCAGUAAGCUCAUCAAAUCGACAAGGGCUCCAUGUCGGCGACUUAGACGCCAGCGGCUCCUGAGCAUCCUCAACGAUGCCCAAUAUCAAGAACGGAAGCGGAAUAUCCAUGGCAUUUAUCGGCUAGUUGAUCGAUUGGCGCCGAAGCGCACUCAGGCUAGGCCGCAGAUGCGAGAUGAUGCGGGCGUCCUGCUGGAUGCUAGACAGGAGGCCACGAAGACAGCUAGCUACCUCCGGUGCUUGUAUGUGGGCGAACCUUGUGUCGAUCCUCUCAUGUUGCUACCGGGCGUGAACAAGGCAGGGCCCAAACACUUGGCCUUGAAUUCCAUGUACAAACACGCGUCAGCAUGGCUGGCACCCAUCUAUGCGGAAUUCCUGGCCUCGUGGUGGAACGGUCGUGUGCCCUAUAUCCCACAGCCUUUCAAGGAUGCUUGGCUGGUCAUGUUGACCAAACCUGGCAAGGUUUGUCGAGGACCUGCUGAUAUGAGACCAAUCGGUCUCUCCCAUCCCGUGGGGAAGGCACUGUUACGAGCUUUGCGUGAGAAAGUCCAGCCCUGGGCAACCGAGUACAUGGCUUAUACACCGCAGUGGGGUUAUCUGCGCGGCCGCGAGGCUUCAGUUAUGAUCAAUGAGGAGAGAAAUCUUGCCGUGAAUAAGUGGCUCAGCCUUGUCAUGGUCGAGCCCUUGACCUUCGGUGUAGCUAGGAACUUCUACGCCGGCAAAGCGUCAGGGAUCUCUUCAGGAUCGCUUGCAGACAGCAUUUCGGAUUGCCUUGCUGCCAAGGCUACUUCGACGAUCAAUGCCAGGGCGAAUUGCUUGUUGCGGUUUGUUUCUUGGGCAAAGGGGAACAUGCCGUUUGUUUUUCCCUUGACCGAGCAUGCUGUCUACGCAUACUUCGAGGAGAAGAAAUCCACAGCAGCGGCAACUUCGUUCAGGAGCCUUCUCUCUUCGGUUGCUUUCGCUCAGCAUGUGGUAGGCCUGGAAGGGUGUGACAAGGUUUACACUUCGGGUCGUGUCCGCGGCCUUGCGUCGAAGCUUUACAUGCAGAAGAGGAAGCUCAAGCAACGGAAUCCUCUGAGGGUCUCCGAUGUCAUUCUUCUUGAAAGGAUUUGUUGCAAGCUUGAAGACAGGUCUUUGCAGGACCGUGUCGCCGCAGGCUUCUUUCUCUUCUUGAUUUAUGCAAGAGCACGAUACAGUGACGGGCAAAACGUGGCAUCGCUGACUGUUUCGCCGCUCUACUUGGAGUGCAGUGUGGGCAGGUCCAAGACUAGUUUCACUUUGGAACGCAAGACCAGGUACUUGCCAAUGGCUGCCAGGAAAGUGGGCAUCAAGUGUGCAUGGGCCGAUGCGUGGCUUGACGCUUUGGCAGAGGCGGGUCUUGCGAUCAAGCCGAACGACCCGGCUUUGUCAACUAUGAUCGACGAGGUGUCAUCGGGGGCCUUCAAGCCCGACAAACCAAGGGGGCAGCAGCUUGCUUCCGAGCUGUCGGCGCAUGCCGAUCCCCCUGGCGACGAGAUCGAGUCAUCAGACUCGGAGGGCUCCGAGGACGAGGAGGAGAUCGACCACUCGGGCGAUGAAGCUUGUGUUGCCGAGGCUUUGGACUGGCAUGGGAAGGUCGACCUUGACAAGAUUGAAGCUGGAGGCGCGACCCGCAGUUUUGCAUCCAAGGUGCAAGCAGUGCUUCAGGAGAUACCUGGUUGUGCAGCAGGGCACAUGACUCUGCAUUCGGCUCGUGCCUGCAAUUUUGUGCAAAAGGGUGAUGUCGUGCACGUGCGCUCCGCAAGCCGGUCAAGUGUUGAGAUUUGUGCUAUCGUGCAAGAGCGGCGAUUGCUGGGUGUCGUGUCCUGCAAGAUGAGUGAUUUGGUGAAGAGCAAAGUCGGUUUGGCAUCUGCGGAUGUCGAAAAACUCGAGAAGGUGGGUGUGGAUUCACUCGCAAAGGUCGCUUUCAUGACGAGCUACACGCCUGGCUCUGGCGAUGACAAGGACCUCAUUGCGGCGUUCGAGUCGGCUCUCGGGACGCCGCCCUCUGUAGGGCAGAAAAGCUCCUUCCGAAGGUUAUUUCAUGAAGCAUAUGCUGUUACCACUUCGGAAAUGAAGAUGCUUGUGGAGCGGACGGAUGAAUCCAUCCCAAGAAAAUUGAGCGUCCCAGAGAGAUCUGAGAGGUUCGAGGUAGUGAGCAAACGCCUUGUGGGCCUUUCGAUCAAGAACCGUCUUGAGCCUGCAGAUAGCCUCGUCGACUCCUUCGUGUCCCAGUAUGAACAGGACAAGCUGCAGUUUGUCCCGUGGGAGAAGCUUGUUUCCAAAGAACAAGAGGCAUCGACAGGGGCAAAGCGAGAGCCUUUCUUCUCGCUGGACAGUACGGGCAAGCUCAGGUCGGAGACCAAGGUUGAGGUCCGUGCCGAUACGAGCACGGAGCUGCUCUUGCAGCUCGCGCUUCAAAGGCGCGGCAUCGCUAUGGAGAUGGCGAACAUCCUUGACUACCAUCGUCACCACAUGUGGGUUGAGCGCCUUCUUGCGGCGCGCCUCGACGCACCUCCGUCGACGCACAUGCAGCCCACGCUUGAUCAGUGUCAGCAGGCUGACAGGAAGCUUUGGCAGCUUCUCGGAGAAGCGACUCGCUCUGGCAUCCAGCUCAAAGCUGGGGGGCGUCCAUUGGACGCCAUCUUCGAGGACACAUGGCAGUCACCAGAGGUCCUUCAUUUGCUUCAGCCCAUGCCUCGGGCAGCAGGCGCUUCAGUCACGCAGCAGGUGGCACCGCCGCCGAGGCCUCACGGGCCGGGCCCGUAUGAUCGCCCAGGCAAAGGCCGAAAGGGCACAGGGAAAGGUGCCAAGGGCACCAAAGGCUUGGCUGGGCACAGUUUUGCAUCGCCGCAGGCCUCCCCUGCGCCGACAGAUUCUCCUUUAGUGCAUCUUGAUCCGCGUCAGCAGAGUGCUAGUGUGGAUACAAGCAAAUUUUCUUCACUUUUGCAAUUGCUUCAGAAUGCUGCGUGGCCAAAGUCUGUGUUGCAACGUAAGUCUGUUUCGUCCGUGGACUCCGCGCAGUCGGGGUAUUACAACUUUGGGCCCAGGGCCAGCAAUCCGCAACAUUUGACACAUGCCACCCUUGCCAUGCAGGACUUCGUAUUGCGCCUGAACUCAGUGUUCAAGGAGCUUCUGCCUCAAGCUUCCUGGAAUGCAAUCUGCGUGGGCAGGAAUACUUUGUCAGAUUUCCACAGGGACUCAGGGAACCAGACAGGUUCGCUGAACCACACUUUCACGCUUGGCACCUUCACUGGCGGCCAGCUUUGGCUCGAAGAUGCGUCGGGCACUUCUCAGGCCACCGUCGCAGGCGACAGUCACAUCAGGGGUAAAAUCGUAGACACGUUUUGUUGCCCCACUAGUUUCCCGUGCCACUUGUGGCAUAAGACGAUGCCCUUCACAGGUGAGCGGUGGGUCGUCACACUCUACACUCUUUCAGGUGGGCAACCCGCCACGUUGCUCCCAUUGGGUUUUCCGUGUGAUCCUGCUGCCGCGGAACAACAGCUCCCUCCGCCUCUUCAGCCUGUUUUGCCGUUGGCGUGUGCACCUUCCGGGUCUAGCCCUUCUGCCCCCGCCCCUUUGGGUUCUAGUCCCGCCUCGCCCGCCGACCCUCCUUGCAAACGCCUGAAAUCGCAAGCUCAAGCCGAGCCGACUCCCAGACAUGCGAAACCGCUGUUUCUGGAAAUCUGUAGUGGGUCUGCUAUGCUGUCUUAUGUUGCCAAAGAGGCCGGAUACACAGCCGUGCCCAUCGACUGGCAUCACAACAAACAGCGGACGUGUGUGCACACCUUACAGCUCGACUUGCGGCUGGCCAGCACUUGGUCUUUCUUGCGACGCAUUUGCUCCGAGUACGAUGUUGCCUGGGUGCACAUGGCUCCUCCAUGCGGCACCGCUAGCCGGGCUCGGGAGUGCGGUCCCGGCCCUAAGCCAUUGCGUUCGGUCCGUCAUGUGCGCGGCCUGCCCGGCCUCCCACCAGUGGAGCAGGCGAGGGUGGACAGUGCAAACACCAUUUAUGAUAGCAUGGCCGCCUUCUGUGACUGGCUGCUGCAUGCCAUGCCGCAUGUUCCCUUCUCUGUUGAGAACCCGCUUCACAGUUACCUGUGGCAGCUCCCGAGGUGGGCCGAGCUGCUCGCCAAGCACACCUUCGUCACAUUCGACUCGUGCCGCCACGGGUCACAACGCAAGAAGGCCACCGCCCUCCUCACGAAUUCUGAGCUUCUGCACUGCCUUUCGGGACCAUGCCCGGGAUGCUCCUCGCACUUGCCGUGGGGUAAGCUGGGCAAUACUUUUGCGACAGCUGAGGAGACGGGCUAUCCCAAACUUCUUUGCGAAAGGAUUGUCUCAUGCGUGGAUAAGUCAGCUGCAUCACGAGGGAUUGCGCCUGAACGCCUAGUGGCCUCCACGGUUUCUGCUGCGCGUGCCGCAGGUCAGGUGCAACCUCGUGGCCGCAAGUUUCCGCCAAUCAUUUCUGAAUUUGCUUACACUAUGUCAGUCGCCAGUGCUGCGGCUCCCACUCUCAACUCCAAGCACUGCCUUUCGGCUUCUUGGCACGGCGUCCCUGCAGGCGCCAAGCUCCUCCGGGAGUCAGUUGAAAGGGGAGGUUCGCGACUCCCAGAGGGGAACAAGUUCUACACUUUUGGCGUCUAUCGAUCCAUGCAAGCUUUCUUGAACGAGGCAAAGUUGGUUGUGCACCCCUUCGAUUCUGCCAAAUCACUUCCAGAUGAACUUUUGCGAGUCUUGUUUGACAAUCUUACGAAGAGCCCGGUUGACACCAUGAAGCACCGUCUUUUGAAGCUACAACAGUGGCGAGCCCUCGCCACGCAGCUUGAUCCCGAAGAAGAGAAAAUCAGAUCGGCGAUGGACCCUUGUGUGCGGAAGAUCCUUAGUUGUAAGCGCAUCGCACUCAUGAAGAGGAUUGCCGCCGACUUGUCGUGGCCUGACACGGCCCUCUUCGAUGAUCUGGCUGCCGGCUUUAAGCUAACGGGAUACUUGGGGCGUACGGGUGUAUUCGCUAGUGAUGUCAAACCUGCCACGAUGGACCUUGACGAUUUCUGGGCAAGUGCUCCCCUCCGGAGGGAAACCCUGCUUGAAAAAGUCAGAGCCCAGAAGGACCAUGACUAUGCCGAGGAGCUUUGGGACAUGACGCUUGAGGAGUCUAACAGAUCGGGGAAGUGCUGGCUUGACGGCCCGAUCGACGUUGACUCUUUGGGGGACAAGUUCCCUGAAGGCUGGAACGCCUGCCGGCGUUUUGCAGUCUGGCAGGGCAAGUGGCGUGCGAUCGAUGACUUCUCGGAAGCCGCUGUGAACUCUUGUUUCGGAUGCUUUGAACGUGUCACUCUCAAGGCCCUUGAUGAGAUUUGCUGGCUGUGCAUGCAAGUUUGCCGUGCGGCAAAAUCUUCAGGAUCCCUCGAUCUUGAGCUCAGCACCGGUGAGAGACUCAAGGGACCCCUCCAUACGGCUUGGAAGGACCCUGACCGUGUCCGUCCUCACUGCAAAACUUACGAUCUUCAAGCUGCCUACAAGCAGCUCGCACUGCACCCUAGCGAGAGGCCGAAAUCCGUUAUCCUGCUCAGGGAGCCGGGCUCCCGCGCCGUCAAGGCCUUUGUGUGCAACACUCUUCCUUUCGGAGCUUCAGCCUCGGUCAUGCAGUUUAACAGGGUUGCAUUAUUCCUGCAGAGGGUUCUUUGGGAUUUGAGGGUGGCCGUAACUUGCUACUAUGACGAUUUCCCGACAAUGACCCCUUCGUUCUUGUCUGGCGGCACUGACAAUGCAGUUCAUGCCCUCAUGGACCUGUUUGGCUUCACCUUGUCCGAGAAAGAAAAGCCGUUCUCGUGCACUGCAGAAACGCUGGGUGUCGUGCUGGAUACCUCCGAUCCUGACAUGGGCCGCAUCUUCGUAUCGAACAAGCCCGAACGAGCUGCCAUGCUUGAACAGUCCUUGGGCCGCAUCCUUGAAAAGGGCCAGGUAGACACGCGGGAGCUGCCAUCCCUUCUUGGGAAGCUUCGCUUCGCGGAUGCUCAGCUGCUUGGUCGCACAGGGCGAUUGGCCCUAGCCGACCUUAGGCUCUUCGGUGACAGAGGGGGUGUCUUGAAUCUUACGGAUACUCAAUCGAAUGCCUUGGCUGUUCUGAGGGCAAGACUUCUUGCGAGCAGGCCGCGUGCCAUUGUGACGAGCCCUGCCUCGAACCCAGUCCUCAUCUUCACAGAUGGCGCAUGCGACCCUUGCGAGGGCGGCUUCAGUACUGGGGUCGGGGGGGUUCUCUCUGUCCCCGGCAAGGGUGUUGCUAGGGCAUUCGGUUGUAGGGUUCCUAGCAAGCUCGUCAAGCAAUGGGCCGAGGGCAGGAAACACAUUAUAGGGCAGGUCGAGCUUUACGCGGUCGUGCUCGCCAGGAUCCUGUGGUCGAGUUACAUUGAUGGCGAACGAUGCAUAUUUUUCGUCGACCAUUCCGGCGUCUUGAGUGCUUGCAUCAACUCGAACUCGAUCGAUGCAUCUUGGAGGAGUCUCCUUCUUCACUUGGAGGCCGCCGAUGAAGCACGCCCGUGCUUGCCGUGGUUUCAUCGUGUACCGAGCCAGAGCAACAUCGCGGAUCCGCCAUCCCGAGGCAGAUGGGAGGAGCUGGCAUUCCUUGGUCCCGUCACUCGUGACGUGCCGACUUGCUUUGUCACAGGCGCAGCGCAGAUACCUCCCGAACUUCGACAGCUAGUUCUUCUAUGGAUCACAGGCGCGCAGUAUCAUGUGAAAGGAGAGGGUGGCAACCUAACAGUGGACGUAGGCCGAGGAGUACGACAGGGAUGUGUCCUCUCCCCAUUGCUAUAUAUCAUGGUCGUGGCACGGCUACAUUCCCAGCUUCGAAGCGCCUUCGGAGACGAGGCGGACCAGAUCUUGGAUUACUUUGCAGAUGACACUCUGAUUCACCAAGAGUUUACGUCGCCCCAAGGUUUUCGGGAGGCCAUUGAGCGAGUGGGGAAGUUGCUGGAGGUCCUGGCCCAAGCCGGCUUGAACAUCAACGAUGACAAAACCCAGGUCCUGCUACGGUUAGCGGGCAGUCGAGCAAAACGGAUGCUUCAGGAAGUCACCGAAACACGACGGGAUGGUCGGCAACUGAGAGUCUCAGCGUUAUGGAUGCAGCGAUUCUUACCAGUGUGCAAACAGGCCAAGUACCUGGGAGCGCAGCUAUCAUAUGAAGCCUAUGAAGAUGCUACCUUGCACCACAGGGUGACGGCAGCAAGGGCUACGUAUGGACGACUACGCCGCAUUCUUACCAGUCGCAGCAAUCUUUCUCUCACUUCGCGAGUUCGUUUGUGGUCUGCAUGCGUCGCGUCAGGGCUGUAUUAUGCUUUGGACUCCAGCGGUAUCUCGAACAAUGGCUUGCAAAAGGUUCGGGUCUUGGUACAGAAGCAACUACGCGCCGUAGCGCAUAUGCCAACCCACAUAACGCACGUCAGCAAUCAGGAACUACUUGAUCGGCUGGGGGUUUGCGAGCCGGGGGCCCACAUCCUCCACAACAUGCAGGGACAGCUGCGUCGAUGGCAGGCAAAUGCAGACCAUGACAAUCCCAUUCCCAUCAAGGUGCAACCUGCUAUCGGACGAUGGCGGCAGCAACGUGUGGAUGAGCUGAGCGCUCAGCUGCAACUGGAGCAGAAGGCGCUUAUGAGCUCCUGGGCUAGAUUGCAAAAGCAUAUCGAGCAUGUCCUGUUUCAAUCGCUGCUUAUAUCCUUGGUGACGGCGGAUGGCGAACGCGGCGGAGGUGAACUUCUUCAAGCACUUGCUACCGGACGGAGGAGCAGCAAGGACGCCGGCCAGCGCAAAAGCAAGCAUCAGGAGCGAAAUGGACGACCGGAGCAGGGGAGCCAGGAACGCGACAUCACCAAGCUCGUGGAGGCAGCGGCCAAACUGACGCUGAAAUUGGCGGACGAACACCAACUGCUGCUUCAGGACUGCGGGUUUACUUGGUUCGUGAGCACGGAACAGGGGGGAGUACUCCCCAUGAUGUUCGGCAUCAGCUCGGAGUGGAAGAAGCGGUGCACAGACCUGAUGCUUCCUGAGUUCACCGAAGGUUUGGAAGUUAAGCAUGUUCGUUACCGUGUCUGCGCUUUUGCUGUGCACCUAGGAGAGAGUGUGACGUCUGGGCACUACAGAGCUCUUUUGUACAAUGCGAUCACAGGGAAGCUGCAUUACUGCGACGAUCAUGCGAGAGCUGUUUUGCUUAAAGACUUCGGAAAUAAGGAGUUGAUCUUAGAUGAGGGCUCGCGCAUGAGUAUCCGCGACAAAGCCCACAAGGACAAGUGUGGCAUUCAGAACGAAUUGCAUUUGCUUUCCAAGCUGUCGGAACAGCCGCCUCCUUAUUAUGCCAAGGUUUCGAUGGAGCAGCUGCUCAGGUGCGACAAGGCGGCGUGGGUUCGCAUGAGUGAGCUCUUGACCUCUUUAAAGAAGGACGAUGCAGGAAACCUUCCGAUGGAUGCCGCCUUGGACAAGCUUCAAUAUGAUCCAAAAAUCAUGAUGCAUCUGGCUCCACUCCCUGGGGCUAAGUGGAAAGGCGAUGGAAAAGGUGACAAGGGCACCAAGCGUGAUGCCGACGGCAAGCCGAAAUUGCCUCACCGUCCCAAUAAAGGUGCUGGCAAAGGGAAGUGUCCUGAGGCGUUGGCCGACCCGCGCUUGAAGCACAACUGUAGCAAGACUAAGAAGCGUCUGUGCUGGAAUUUCAACAUGCAGACUGGAUGCAAGUUUGCGAAGGCCGCCGCUGCUGAGGCCGACUCUUUGCUUGAUGAAGUGCUAAGCCCUUCGGCCUCGCCUCAUGCGGCAAACCAUGUUUGCAUGCCGGCACAGAUUGACCCGGUUGGCCCGGUGGAACGUCCCAAGCCAGCCUCGUCAGUGCUUGAUCAAAUUCCUAGUGUUGUGAUCGAUGAGCGAGUUUUUCCCUUGCCCGCUGAGCGGCAAGUGCAUGCCUCUUUGCAUCCGGCAGAGCAAUUUGCUCAAAACGUUCUGUCGUCUGGUGAACCUGUGACAGCAACUUGUAUUGAGCGCCUUUUUAGUUUGUUGCCUUCCAAGGUGGACGAACGCUUCGGUUCGAUUUCUGGUAAAUCCCUUGUAGCGGGUGUUUUCCGGCAUGGGGGCGUCGUUGGCCUCACGAACACCAGCCGCUCCUUCCUAAGUUUGGCCAUCGCCUGGGCCAUGACACGAGGUGGGCACAUUUGGGUUCAAUCCGAGUCGGGCAGCCAUGUGCUGCCUGUCAAUGGGUCCAUGGUUCCCGGCGACUUGCAUGAUGUUGCUGCAGCCCCAGUGCGGUUCUAUGCCCGCAAGCGCUUGCAUUGCACAAUGCCAUGGACGGGUGAUCGGAUGGUCCUCAUCUUGUUCUCGGGCGGCGAUGCUACUCAGCUGCCCAGCCUUGACUAUGAGCACCUUAAAUCCCUUGGGUUUAGGCCUUCGGUUUCUGUGUCUACCGUCAACCCCCCCUUGGCAUAUUUCUGCGGUACGGGGGGCCUCUGUGCCUCACUUCGGCAGUUGGGCAUGAAGCUAAGUGUCGGUUUUGACCGUCAUGCGCAGCGUGGUUGCAAGUGCCCUGUUGUCUCCCUGGACCUCACGAAGCCAGGAUCGCGGGCCAUUCUCCUUGACCUUCUUCAACAGCCUCACGUUGUUGCCUGCCACUUGUCCCCACCUGUCACCACAAGCUGCGGUGGUUUGCAGGGCCCGCGUUCGGGCGGGCUUCGCAAUGCAGCGCACCCUGAAGGUGUGCCUGGUCUGCAAGGUACUGACCUAGAGUUAGUCCAGGGCGCCAACGCACUUUUUGCCUUGUGCGCCGAAGUUUGGCACAUCUGUUGGAGCCAUGGGGUCUUUUGCUCCAUUGCUCACCCGAGUAGAUCCAUCAUGUGGCUCAGUGCGUCACUUCGCUCCUGUCAGUCUACGCCUUUCCUCUCCACUUCUUUGCACCAAUGCAUGUUUGGCUCCUACCGGAGAAAGGCCACUCGCCUUUUGCACACGGUUCCCUACUUGCAAAAGCUCGGUGUAACUUGUGAUGGAGGACACGAUCACGAACCGUGGCGAUCCCCUGCACAAAAUCGCAUGAAGGAUGGCGGUCUCCCUCCGCUACUGUGCAAGACUUUUGCCCAGGCACUUGUGGAUCAGCUCGUUGCGUGCGGUGCGCGCGCCCCGGCGUGCUCUUUUGCAAAUGCCACCCUGUCGCUCUCCCUGGGCGCUCGUGCUGCCGGGCAUGCUGAUGUGAACUUGGUACGAGAUAUACAGAACGGUUUCGACCUUCUUGGCGAGAUCCCUUCUUCGUCUGUCUUGCCGAAGAAAACCACAGUGGCAUCUCUUAGCAUUGAGGACGUCAGGAUCGCCACCCCGGCGAAUCAACGUGCAAUCUGGGAGGCUACCCGCACUUGCAGGGAUCCUGAAAUAACCGCGGAAGUGUAUCGCCUUACCUUGGAGGAAAGGGAUAAAGGAUGGCUGAUCGGUCCCUUUACUCUUGCCGAUGUGCCGGAGACUGCCAUCGUUACUCGCCGCUUUGGCGUCAGGCAGGGCGUGACGACGACGACCGCCGGUGUGACAGCCAAGAUACGACCUAUCGACGACUUCACAGAGAGCUUGGCCAACUUGUCGUGCACGUGUGCGGAAACCAUUGACCCACAUUCCGUGAACAUCAUUGUGGCCGGGUCUUACCUUUCGGGGCAAAGCCCUCAGUACAAGGCUUUUGUCGUUCAUCUGGCUGCCUUUGAAGAGUACGAACAGCUUGAGCCUGGAGGCCUUCCCGAGAACCACAAGAUGGCUGCUCUCCUUAGCUGUCUGACCGGGCAGCUUCGGCAACAUGCUAACGUCACCAUAUCUGAUGAGAGCCGCUAUGCAGAUCUUCGUGCGCUUGUGUUGCGUUGGGAUGGGGCCCAAACCAAGUGGCAGUCAAGUGUUGCAUUGAGCUAUGGUUUGCAAGACAGCAACAAGGGUCUGCAGGCGGUUGCGUCAGGAGUGCAGAUUUUCAGGAUGGACGCCAGAGACGAUGAUGAUACAUUUCUUUGGUGCACGGCGCCCGAGAGUGCCGAGACCUGGCUGUGUGCAGAAGUGCGAGCCUUGAGAUCAGUCCCCGAAUUUUCGGUGAGCCCUACCACUGUUAUUGUAGAUUCUGGAGCCGACAUUUCGUGUUUGCCGACUUCUUUUGCAACUUGCGGGCGCUCUGCCCGGUCAAGUCAGCAGAUCGCUCUUUAUGAUGCUCAGGGCGGCGACCUCAAAGUGCAUCAGCAAAGGAUUGUGGACUUUGCUGUGACGGAUCGCUCUGGCAGGGAGGUUACGAUUCGAGAGAAGUGCCUUAUUACUUCCGUGACCCAGCCUCUUUUGUCUCUAGGACGGCUUGUGAAGAGAGGUUGGUUUCCGCAGCGGCAGGGCGAAGAAAUGCUCCUGGCACACGGGCGCACGGGCUCAGAGCUCGACCUAGGCUUUCAGGGCAACAGCCUGGCACUUGAAGCAUGCAUUCGCAAAGUUGAUUUUCCUGACCUUGAUCCUGAGCAAGCUGCAGUUCGUGCUUUGUUGCAAGCCACUUUGAGCGAAGAGCUGCAGGCUGUUGAUUACGGCUGGCAGGUCCUGAGAACAGGUCACAUUAUGUGGCGAGGCCGAUCGACCUCCAUGGUUGACCCGUCUAUGAUGGCCGGGAUCUCGUGGCAUUUCCGUUCUACUCUUACUCAGCGUGAUAACAACAGCCCCUGGUUUGUGAUUGAGAAUUGCGAGCGCUGGGACGAGAUGGAGGACCUCGAGGAGGAAGUGCCAAGCGGCACAGCGGUUGAGAUGAUCGUUCUUUUGCACACCGAGCCUGAAGCACUCACUGCUGCAGGCAUUGAUGUAUCUGAUUUCGUGAUUCCUGCUCUGCCCGGAGCCGCUCACGAUGAUGCUGGUGGUAUAGGCUCGGAGCCUGAAUAUGAUGAGGCAAUGGAGCCUUUAGAGCAGGACGGUUCAGUUGCGUUGCAAGACAGUGCUGAGCCGGAUGUUGUUGAGCAGCGUGCAUUGCCAGAUGUGGAAGAAAGAGAGGAGAGAGAGCAACCGAGUGACACGAUUACGGUUCAAGAUGUGGUGCUCACUGCGCAGAGCAGCAUACAUGCAUUGAAAGCAGCGUGCGAGCACCUCGAGCUCAAGACCUCAGGUUCGAAAACGAGAUUGUUUCAGCGCAUCCAAGGCUACCUUGAGAAGCAGAAAAUUGCUCUUGAGCAGGACAUGGCGACUGACGCGAGAAGCGGUGAGGAACGACGACCCAACAUGCAAGCAGUGCCUCGUGCUCCGUCGGAGCAAGAACGACUACUGCAUGAAGUUACACAUUUGCCUUUUGCUGCUUGGUGCCCCCAUUGUAUCAGCAUGCGAGCGAUGCCAGAUAGAAGUGAAGCAGCGCAGCAAGAACCGCGUGAUGUUCCAUCCAUCUCCUUCGACUUUUGCUUCACUGGGUACGAUAAGGAGAGUGGUGAAAUGAAGGCACACGGCAAACCAGCAGAGGGUGAGAGUGGUGAAGAGUUGUUGUGUUGUCUUGUGGCGCAUGAUAGCAGCACUGGGUCUGUGGUCGCCAUUCCUUGCCAAUCCAAGAGUACAACCAGAUUUUUGGGAGUGGAGCUUAUGCGCUUUAUACAUUCACUCGGGCAUGCUACAGUAGAACUUCGUUGCGACAACGAGCCGAGCACAACAUCACUUCAAACCGCUGUGGCUGGGGCAAGGAAAAGAUUGGGGCUGCGAACCAUUAUUCGAAAUCCUGCUAUUGAGGCCCACGCCUCUAAUGGGGCAGUGGAGAAAGCGGUGGAUGUUAUCAGGCGACUAGCAAACACAAUGAUGAGCAUGGUUCGGGAGCGGGUCGGCGUGAACUUUGGUGUUGAUCAUCCUCUUUUCGCCUGGUCCUUUGUUCAUGCUGGGUGGACCCGUAAUCGAUUUGCGGCGGUGGGAGGACUCACUGCGUACGAGCGGGCAACAAAUGCUCGUUACAAUGGGCGAUUGGUUCCUUUUGGCGAGCCAGUGUUUGGACAAAUCACGGUGAAGAAGAAAGGGAAUCCUAGAUGGGUCCGAUGCAUUUUCCUCAGCAAAACAACAACCAACGACAUGUACAUUGUUUCCACGAGAGCUGGAGUGAGAUUGUGUCGGUCAGUGCGUAGAACAACUUCUUCUUGGAUGUUGGACAAGCCGCUGUAUCAGGGAUUGGCUGGCUUUCCAUGGGACUACUCGGCAGGAGCGGUUGGAACGAGGUUGGUCCCGCCUGCGCGCACCCGCAGGCCACAGCUUGCGCCAACAUUGGCGCCACAAGUGGCAGACGAGGCGGCUUCAGAUCCGCCGACACCCGUGCCAGGUGAUGCGGUUUCCUCUCCUGGGCCUGUGGUCCCAGGGCCGGCAGAGCCUUCAGUCGAAGGCGCAACAGUCAGUGUGCGACCCAGUGUGCCCCCGGAUGGUGCGGUAUUGGCUGAGAACCCUGUGGUUCCUUUGCCGGCGGGGCCGAAUCCGGCCCUUGGGCAGAUCGAUGUCGAGAUGCUUCGUACUCCUGAGGCGAUGCUGCCACCGCUGGGUGAUACGGCCCAGGGUUCGGCGGGGAGUCGUGAUGGACCUCCGGAGGCAGGUGGUGAUCGGAAGCGCAUUCGUAUCAGAGCAGUGCAGUUUGGCAGCCACAACCUUGAUUAUCAUGAUGAAGAUGUGAACUUUGAGUAUCCUGAGCUUGAGUGUGGUGAGCUUUGUGAACAGAUCGAAGCAGAUAUCGAGAGUGAAGUCGCAACGGCAGGUGAGGACGUUGUGAGUGAGGGCACCACGGCUCCGAACGUACAGGGCCCUCUGAGUGAUUAUGAGCAGCUACAGGAGCUGUUGUGGUACCCGGAUGACGGGACCGGACCGCCGAAGCUUAGUGAUUUCGAGCUUGGCAAGAUUGACAGCAUAGCCGAUGAGGUUGAGAUUUCAAGGUUGUCGCAAAAGCAAGUGAUUCGGCCGGUUCGCGGCGAAGAAGAGACCCAGGGCAUGAAACGAUUGAGCACCAAAAUGGUGCGGAGUUGGCGUAGCAAACGAAAAGGUGGCAAGGCAAUGUGGUUGAGAAGAUCACGGUUAGUAGCUCGAGAGUAUAGGUGGCUUGAGGCCACGCGUGAAGGUCUCUUUUCGCCAUCCACUUCCAACUCGGUGGUGCGACUUAUCCCUCUUUUGUUUCUCAUGUGGCGCAUGACGCGCCCUGGCACCGUCUUUGCGCUGGCUGCCAUCGACAUUAAGGAUGCGUACUUAGAAGUGCCGCAGGUGAUGGACUUCGGCGACGCGCUCGCCGACGGGUCUUCUCAUCGCUCCGAGGACAGUUCCACUAGCACUCGCGAGCUUCACAGUCAGCACAUUUACGAUCUCCAAUUGGAGGUCAACGCCCUGAGGCUUCAGGUUCAAGCCCUCAGGUCCGAUUUGCAGACUUUGGAGGAGUCCCUUGCGCGCGUCUGGGUGAACCAGAUGGGUCAUCACCAACGCCUCUCGUGGCUUGAGGGGAUCAUCCAGGGCUUGCGCACCGCCUGCAGUGACAGUCGCCGGAGGGAUGCCGCCAUGGCCUUUGGGUCGUACGAGGCACAUUUGGCGUCUUGCAUGCGCAAGUUCAAUAAGACUGGGUUUGUCCGAUCCUGGGAUUUUAAACUUAAGCCUUCUGCCAAUUUGUUUGCCGGUAUGGCACGUGCCAGCGGGCCCAUGCCGCCUGUCAUGUCUGUGCCAGUGCCCAAGAUGGUGUCUUCUCAGGUUACCGUUGCUUCUGUUGUCAAGCUUGCCCUGGGCAGGGUCAGGCUGCAGGAUUCUUGGAGUGUGCACCUUGACAAGAAGCUGCGUGCUGCCAUUCAGAAGUGGGUUUCUAUCGUCCUUGAGGAUCCACUCACCUUUGAUGUUGGCCGCAGGUGUGCUGCCGCGUCCUGCCAGGAUUCCGCAGUCUCGCAAGGUUUGCUGCACACCUUUUCGGGCAAAGCUGCGGGUACCCUGCACAAUCGUGCGGGACCGUUGCUCCGUUUUGUGGCGUGGGCCAAGAAGCGGCGUCUCCAGCCGCUGCCACUGAGAGAGAAAGAUGUGUAUGAGUUCCUGCUUGAUUUGGAGGAUUCCAGCGCGCCGUCUUUCGGCAAGGCACUCAUGUCCUCGUUGGCGUUUUGCAAGUUCGUUUUGGGUGCUGAGUCUUUCUCUGAUUCCCUUUGCAGUGGCCGCCUUACAGGGCUUGCGCGUGCCUCUUUUCUUAAAAAGAGGAAGAGGCGGCAGAAGCCGCCACUCACCGUUGCUAUGGUCAAGAGAUUGGAGCGCCUUGUUGUGGAUGAGUCAGAUAAUGAUGUUGACAGGCUGUGUGCAGGCUUUUUCUUACUCUGCAUUUAUCUUCGUGCUAGAUACAGCGAUGGCCAGGCCCUGAUGAAUCUGGUUUUGGAUGAGCCGGACUCUUUCAUGGGACCACUUGCAGGGUACUUCCAAGGUGAGACUUCGAGGACGAAGACCAGUUUCUCCUUGGAGAGGAAAACAGCAUUGCUUCCUAUGGUGGGGCCAUUGUGCGGGGUGGCGUCCGUGAGGACGUGGAUGAGCCUUCGUGAGGACCUCGCCAUUCCUGAGGGGGAAGAUUUUCCUCUCCUGCCCAGCCGUGGUCAGGAGGGCGGAUGGUCGGGUGUUCCGCCCACGGCCACUGUAGCAGCUGGUUGGUUGCGCGGGAUUUUGUCUGCCAGAGGUUUCCCUGAAGCCUCAAAGCUUGGUACUCACAGCUGUAAGGCUACGACUUUGUCUUGGAUGUCAAAGUAUGGUGUUGACGCGCUGCACCGGAGGAUUUUGGGGUAUCACAAGGCUCCGCAGGAUGAGAUGAUGCACAUCUAUGGGCGUGACAAUGUUGCGCCUGCUCUGAGGUCUCUUGAGUACGUGCUCGCCGAUAUAAGGAUCGGCAAGUUCCUCCCGGACACCACGCGUUCGGGCUAUUUCCCAACUGAUCCUGAGCGCGAACCAGGUCCGGAGUUCAAUGAUGAACCGUCGGCCUCGGAGGCGUCAUUGGACGAAGAGGACAACGUUCAGGACCUUCGUGCUGAAGAGGCUGCGGCUGAUGAGAUCAUACCGCCUUGGGCCGAGUUAGCUGUGGGAGACCCUGAUGCCCAUGUGUACAUCAGGCACAUUACUUCCCGCAAGCUUCACCGUCUUGCUGAUGAGGGCGGGAAUCGGCUUCGCUGUGGGAAGAGGUGCUCGAAGAAGUUCGAGCGUCUUGCUGAGAGCCGGUACACGCGGUGCUCACCGGACUCACUCGGUGAUGGUUUGAUGUGCUUGCGCACUUGUGGACUGCCGGACUUCGCGGCUUGGAAAUUGGAUGAGCUGGACCCACUCGGCUCAAUUGUCUGUUUUUGUGCCAUGGCCGUCACAGAGAGCAAGGCAAACUUCUCUUCGAGGGCGAAGGCUCUUGGAUUGGAGGAUCCAGUGCUGGUGAAGUUCGUUGACGCUGGCAUUGAUUGCAUGAGCAAGUAUGCUUUCUUGAGCUCAUACGUGCCCGGGAGCACGGAUGAGAGCCCAUUCACUGCUGCCAUCGUUAAGGUGCUUGGGCGUGACCCUUCGAUUGCGGAGCUCAGUGUGCUUCGCCGCUUGCUGCAUGAGAGCUACAAUCUAACUGUGUCUGAAUUACAAUCACAGGUUGAAAGGACCGAUGACUCUGCUCCGAGAAAGCUCGCAGCGCCCGACCGGGCCGACAGGUUGCAGCGACAGCAGGUUCGGCUGAGUGGUUUGACGAUCCACGGCCCGACUCUUCCGGGUCAUGCCGUGAUCGAUAAGUGCGUUCAGAUGUAUGAGGACAACGUGCUUCAUUACUUGCCGCCUCAGUCGUGCCCUUGCCGUGAUGAUGAGGUCAAGUUCAAAAAGGAUCGCGAUGAUAAGAUGUUGUCCGUUGAUGGUGCCGGUCAUGUGUCUCUACGCACCCAGGUUGCAAAGGUUGAUGCUGAUGUGUCCUCAGACCUUCUCCUCAAGCUGGCAUUGACCCGUCGAGGUUUGGCCCUAGACCAGGCAGGGAUAGUCACCUUUUCGGAGCACGAGCGGUGGGUGGAAGCACUUUUUACCGCGCGUUUCAGGGAUCCACCUGAUAACUAUGCACGUGUGACGCUGCAGCAGCUUAUGCAGGCAGAUCGGUGGAUUGAACAGGCUGAUGUUUUGAAGCUUUUCGAUUGCCUCCCGAAGGCUGCGCCGCAACGCGGCUCCGGUGGCGGCAUUUCAUUUACCACUGGGGCCUUUGCCAAGGUCAAGGUGGGGCUUAGGAGCAAUGUCGCUGUUUUUCCAAAGUCCACGCAGGUGCUGGCUGCUUUUGUAAGGCAGUCUGCUCCUGCCCACAAGUUCACAACCGUCGUGCUGUUUGAUGGUGUUCGCACGGCCCCGCAUCGUGAUCAGCAGAAUUCCUUCUUGCCUAAUUUGGCCAUUCCCUUGUCCCGUUUUACUAAAGGUUCAAUUUGGGUGCAAUCUAGCAAGGGUCCCCACACUCGGACUGUUGAUGGUGCAACCCUUCAAGGGGUGGCAUUGCCUGUGUCGGAUGGCCCUGUCCUGUUUGAUGCACGCAGGCAGACGCACCUCACUGAUUCGUGGCAGGGCAGGAGGGUCAUUUUGGUUGCUUUCUCUAUUUCAGCCUUUGAUAAGCUGUCUCUCGAGGCUUCGCAAUGCUUGAUUUCACUUGAUUUUGCCUUGCCAACCGAGCCAGAGGUCGAGCACUUUCGUGAGCACCCCCAGCUGCCUGCUCGCCUGCCGUGGCCGCCGCGUUUCCCUCUGCUGUCGAGUGCUUCAGCAACCAAGGCUGUUACCGAGACAUUGGUUCCCAAAGAACCACUUUUUCUUGAGCUAUGCGCCGGCACCGCCAUGCUUUCUCGCUGCUUUCGUGAAGCGGGUGUGCCUGUCAUGCCCAUUGAUCACCAGCAAAACCGCCAUCAUCCGUUGGCGCAGGUCUGCAAUCUCAGCUUGACCGAGGAGUCAACUUGGGUCUUCUUGCGCAAUUUGGUGCGUGAUCAUCCUAUACUCUUCGUGCACGCUGCCCCGCCUUGUGGCACGUGCUCCGCAGCGCGCAACAUAAAGCGGACAGGGGUGUCCGUGGCACCGCUUCGCUCUCCUGAGCAUCCCAUGGGUUUGCCUUCGCUGACUGGUGUCAGCCUUGACAAGGUCCAGGCUGCAAACAAAAUUUACGUUGGCCUUGCCCAGUUUCUUGAUUUGCUUUGCAGGUCCAACAUCCCAUGGACAGUUGAGAAUCCUGAGUCAAGCAUGCUUUGGCAGCUGCCCUGUUUUGCUCAUUUGGUAAAGAAUUUUCCGAGGGUCAAUUUCGACAUGUGUUGCUAUGGUGGUGCACGAUUGACUCACCGUACGCUGCUUACAUCUUGUGAUGCCAUCGAACAUUUUCGCCAGCGCUGUCCGGGUGGGCACGACCACCUUCCGUGGAAGCCACAGCGCCGCGCUGAUGGCACGAUGUCUUUUCCCACUGCUCAGGAGGCAGCCUACCCCAGGCCCUUUUGCCAACAGUUCGUGGCGCUGGUCUUUAGGCAUUUGGGUCGUCCCUUGCCUGUGCAUCCUACUGCGGCCACGCCUGCCGCUGCUGCCACUUCUUCUGCUCGGCAACCUCGUGGGCGUAAACUGCCUCCUGUUAUGCCUGAGUUCAAGCGUGUGCUUGUCUACCAAGUUCAUGCUCUGCCGCCUGUUGAUUCCAAGCGGUGCAUUUUGCAGCCCCUCCGCGAUGCUCCUUCUGGAUCCAAACUUCUCUCUUCGACCUCUUUACUGCUAAGCGGGGGUGGUUCUGGGUCUUCGUUGAAGUUUUCCCGGGAUGAGGUUGUGCACUCGGAUAGUUCUAGCAGUGAUGCCAGCAGUUGCGAAUCCGUGCACGGUUCUGACAGUGAUGCCUCCUGUGCGCGGACCUUGGAGCCUGCUUGCGAUGCGAGAGCUUUUGAGGUUCGCCUUGGUGUGUACGCCUCUCCCGAUGAAUUUCUUGAUGGGUGCAGAAGGGUUACUCAUCCUUUCGAUCACCUGCAUGCCGCUCCUGAUCGUCUCAAACAAUGCAUUUUUGACAUGUUGGUCAAUGGCCCGACCUGGGUUGCGCAACGGAGGGCGGCCCUACUCAGGAAGUGGACGUCCUGGGCCUCCGACCUCGAAGGCGAGGAACGUGCUUUGAAGGAGGCGCUUGAUCCUCAGGUCGCCAAGGUGUUGCAAGGAAAAAGGCUAAAGCUUCUGGAGCGUAUUGCCGGCUCCCUUGGUUGGGUUGACAUGAAGGUUUUCGAUGAACUGCGCAAUGGUUUUGACUUGGUGGGCCAUCACGAACACACUGGAGUUUUCGCUCACGAGCCCAGGCCACCUAAGUUGGCCGAAAGUGAUUUCAUUAGUGCCGCACAAUUUCUGCAGCCCGCUUUACUUGGAAAGAUUCGUGCUUCUGCAUCCGAUUCGAAUGCUCGCGAGCUGUGGGACAAGACUCUUGAUGAGGUGGCUGAUGGCAUUCUUGAGGGACCGCUUUCUGCUGAGGAGUUGUUGUCUCGACACGGGCCGUGCUGGCUCCCUGCUCGCCGGUUCGGCGUUGAACAGACUUCCUCUGCCGGCCGUAAACUUAGACCUGUUGAUGAUUUCACUGAGAACAAGGUCAAUUUGGCUUUCGGCUCGAUGGAUAAGCUUGAUCUUAACGCGCUUGACGAGUUGAUUGGGAUCAGCAGGUUGUGGAUUCGGGUUCUGAACGGGCCGCCCGAUUUCACAAUCCCUCUCUCAACUGGUGAAUCCUUGAGUGGUCGUCGGCAUGACGGCUGGAAGAAGGUGGGGUGCGAGCCUCUCCUCACUACCUUGGACCUCCGAGCGGCUUAUAAGCAAUUUGCGGUUUCUGCGAAGUCGCGGGCCCUGGCAAUAAUCGCAUUGCUUGACCCUUCGACUGCUGAGCCUGGACUCUUUGAGUCGAAGGCCCUACCUUUCGGGAGUUCCGCUUCGGUGCUUCGCUUCAAUCGCCUUGCGCGCCUAUUCUGGCGCAUCGGCGUGGAGCUGUGUGUGCCUUGGUGCAACUUUUACGAUGACUUCCCUGUCAUGUCUCCGAGUGGCAUUGCUGACAACACCAUGGAGACCAUGAUUGCCCUGUGUAACCUGUUGGGGUUUAGGUUCGCCUCCGAUAAGCUUUCCCCCUUUAGGGCCCAGGCCACGAUGCUUGGAGUUGAGGUUGAUUGCUCUCGCUUUUCUGAAGGCUUAGUUCUUGUCCGGAACAAGCCGGGCCGGGCUGAAGAGCUCAUUGCUUCUCUUGACGAAGUCCUUGAGGAGGGAUUGAUUUCUAGGAAGCGGUAUCUAAGCUUAAUGGGUCGCCUGCACUACACUGACUCGUACAUCCUUGGCAAGGCCGGACGCCUCUUCUUGGCAGAGGUUAGGUCUUGGGCAAAGGCGCACUCGGGACCUGAGUUGAAGCUUGAUGAUUGUGUUCGGCGGUCUCUUGAGAGAUUGCUGAACCGACUUCGUUGUGGCACUCCUCGCCAUGUCCCUUGUUCCGUGGCCGAUCACGUUGUACACAUUUACACCGAUGGGGCGAGCGAAGGAAGCUCCCACACCGUGGGAGGGGUGCUGAUGUUUCAGAAUCAGGUUCACACUUACUUUGGUUGCUCGGUCCCUGCUGUCCUGGUCUCGCGCUGGGCCGAAUCCAUGUGUCACUUCAUAGGGCCCAUAGAGGCCUACGCCGUUGCCGUCGCGAGGAAGGCUUGGCACCAAUUCAUCGCGGGACACAGAUGUAUCUUCUACAUUGAUAAUGUGCCUGCACAAGAUUCUUUCAUCAAGGGCACCUCUGCCAAUCAUCACGUCAGGGACAUAUUGUUGUCUUUCGAGGCGGCCGAAGAGCUAAGUGCUUCUUGGUCCUGGUUCGCCCGUGUUGCCAGCCAGAGCAAUGUGGCCGCUUUGGCAAAGGCUAGACUGCGCGCAUUGAUGUAUAUGCACAAUUUCAUUGAUGCUUCGAGCGAUGAGAGGAUUGGAAAGUUUGAGUAUGAGCAGAUGCAGCAGCAAGAGUAUGUGAAGGCACAGAUUAAGAGAGUGAAGAAGAGCGUGAACACUUCCACGAAGCUUCAUUCGAACAUCUUCAUGGUCAUGUGCAACCUGAUGCCGCUGUUGACUGAUGCAACAAAGCUUUCUACUUCUACUUCUACGGUGAGUAUGGGAUAUGCAAGCUACAUGUUUCCACUUUGCAUGGUUCUUUUGGUGGCGCUUUUCGCUGCACGGGCCUUGGGCCUGAACGACUUUUCGACUUUGCGCUUGAGCAUUGGUUUUCAGUAUGCACCGCAAGCUUUGGAUAUGAAUGGCUAUGUUAUGCAGUGCUUUGCAUUUGCCUUUAUGCUUAUCGGCUUCAUGCAGGGCGUGAGUGCUGAGCAGUACGCAAGCUUGGCAUUGAUGAUCACAUGCGGUGCUCUGUGGAAUGAGAACAGAAAAUUGAGUGCCGGAAGAAGUGUUCGUAACGACACGUGGAGUUUGCUUUCACAAGGGAAACGCGAGCUCGUUGCCUCCAUCGAAUCCAUUGUGCAGCAAGGUGGAGCGCAUGCCAAGGAACUUGAGUGCUUACGGGGCCGUCUGCAGUUCGCCGAGUCGCAGGUGUUUGGUCGUGGUGCGGCCCAAUGCAUGCGAGCCAUCUCAAAAGCGAUGAAACUCUCGGGUUUUGUGGUUCUUGACGAUUCCUUGACUGAGGCCCUACUUUUCUUGAAAGAUCGUGUUUUGCACGGGGAUGCAAGGUUGAUCAAAGCCUGCGAUCGCCCCACCUACCACUUGUUCACAGACGCUUCCUAUGAAGCGGAUGUGUCAGCAGGUCUCGGGGGCAUCCUUUAUAGUGAUGGGGGUUUGCUUCUUAGAUGGUACUCUGAGUCUGUCGACACGGACGUCUUGGAAGCCAUAAACAAAGAAGGCAAGCAAGGUCUGAUCUACGAGUUGGCGGUCGGAUGGACUUUGGCGACGCUUUGUCUGCAGGUUCUAGUCCGCGCGGUGCAAGUGUUGUUUCCGCAGCUUCCCAGGCAUCAGCAGGUGGCAGUUGCCGUGCCGCUCGGCUUGUCGAGCGGGCCAGCCCCUCCACCCAAGGAUCCUGGCCAAAGUUCCAUAUCACAUGUCGGGCCCAAGGCAAAGUCUCUUGGGAAGUCCUGGAAAGCCAAGAUGUCUGACAACAGGCUUGCCGCGCUUGUAAAGUGGGAAAGGAUUGUGGAAGCUCACUCCGAGCACUUUGGCUUUGUGGCCGAAGCCCGCCGUGAGCCUGAGCUGGCUUCGUACUCCUUGCAUGAUGUCUUGAGCGACAUUUUCUCGGUGAAAGCCAGCAGCACUUUGCAUACUCGUUCAGGCCCCCUGCUUCGAUUCCUUAAGUUCUGUCACGAUGAGAAGCAAGCACCAUUUCCUCUUCGUGAGAGCCUGAUUUACUUCUUCCUCAAGCAGUAUGGUUCUAAGCAGGCCCCUACGUUUGCUAGCAGCUUUCUGGGGUCUCUGGCGUUUUGCUACCAUUUGUUAGGCCUGAUGUGUCAAGAUGAGGUUUUCUCCACCAGGGUGACCGGGGCGGCCCGAGGCCUUUUCCUUGAAAAGAGAAAGCUUGUGCAGAAGCCACCGCUUCUGGUUGCAUUCGUUCUUGCCUUGGAAAAUAUUGUUCUCGGUCAGGGCGAAUUUAGCUGGGCGGACAGGUACGCUGCCGGAUGCUGCCUUUUUGCGAUCUAUGCCCGUGCCAGGUUUAGUGAUAUGCAGUCUUGUGGAAACAUCUUUGAGGAUAUUGCCUACAUUGACGGCAAGCCUCACGGAUUCUUGCAAGCCGAUGUCACCAGGACGAAAACUGCAUACACUUUGGAGAGAAAAACAAAGUUCUUAGCAAUGUGCGCCCCGAUCUGGGGCUUGGCUGAGAAGCCGUGGGCAAUCGCUUGGAGAGCUAUCGCUAAGGACCACGGCCCUCCCUGCGAGGAGGACUUGCCCCUGUUGCCCUCUCCCGUGGAGGGUGGGGGAUGGCAGGAAUCUCCUGUCGGCGUUGAGGCUACGGUUCUAAGCUGGGCCGCAAAGUGGGGCAUGUCCAAGGAAUUGCGUAUGAUCUUGGGGUACCACAGCUCCUCUAGAUCCGACAGUGAUGUGGUUUACGGCCGAGACAACGUAGCCCCCGCGCUGCGAGAGCUGGUUUCCAUGCUUCAGUCCAUUGCCCAAGGUACUUUCAGACCGGACGCCACUCGAAGCGGCAUGUUCGUAUCGAUUCCAGUUCCUGCGGAGUCCGGUGAUGGAGAUGACAUAUCUCUCUCUUCUGAAGGCAGCGAAGACGAGGAAAACAAGGACCCCACCGUGGAGGACGAGGCCGUCGAUUCAGUUGUUGGCCUUUGGGAGCCCUCGGAAGGGGUCCGUGAGAAUCUCGAGAAGGCGCCAACUGGCGGAGGCGGCAACAUGGUCAAGGCUGCUGUGGGUUCACUUCGGCAACUUGCUUUCAUAUCCAGCUUUACUCCGGGUCAAGCGGAUGAGGCCCCACUUAUGGCUGCUCUGAAGUCGAUGCUGAGCCGAGAUGCUGAAUUGGCUGUUCAAGCUAGUUUCAGGGCAUUAUACCACGAGGCUUAUGCUAUCGUUACUUCGGAGAUGCGUCAAAAGAUCGAGAAGAGUGAAGAGCCCACGGCAAGGAGGCUCACCCAGCCCGAGCGUGCCGAAAGGCAUGAGAAGCAAGUCGCGAAGCUCGUGGGCGUGCUUAUCAAGGGCCCUUCGGAGCCCAGCGAGGCACUCGUCGAUAAGGCCGUGUCAGCUUAUGAGCAAAAUGAGCUGAGGUACAUUUCUUGGGAAUCUUGCACCUCCCGGGAACAAGAGGUUGCAUCGGAACGCAAGAAGGAUACUCGCUUUACGAUCGAUGAGCACUCAGGGAAGCUCAAAGUUGAGAACAAAGAUGCUGAGGACAAGGCCUCCACUGCUUCGGAGGUCCAUGUGCUUCAGGCUUUGCAGAGGCGAUCACUUGCCCUGGAUCAGGCCAAUCUUCUUGAGCACACCCUGAUGCAGCAACGGUCGGACCGCCUGUUGCGAGCCAGGAUGGACGAUCCGCCGCCCCAGUACAGCCGUCCGUCCUGGAGCCAGCUUGUGGCUGCAGACAAGAAGCUCUUCAGUGAGUUGAGAGACCUGACGAGAGACGGAGUUCAGUCAUCAAGUGGAGGGGUACGCCCGCUCGACAAGCACCUCCCUGCUGUCAUGAUGUCGUACGAUGUGGUCUGCUUGCUCCAGCCCAUGCCUCAGUCGGCCAGUGGGCGGAGCUCCGAUGAUUCCGGCAAGGAGCGCCCCGCUCCCUACACUCCCAAGGGUCCUAGAAAGGGCGCUGGGAAAGGCAAAGAGGGCAAGGGAAAGGGACGCAUGCCUGCACAGCUUAUCGCUUGGGGCUGCACUUCGGCUACCAAGAAAGGAAGUGACCACAUCACUUGUGAUUUUCACUUUAUUUCCAAUUUCACAACGAUUGUUGACAAUCUGGCGGGCGAACUGGCUGGCCCAGGGACCGUGCGGUCUUUUGCUUCGCCUGUGGCCGGGUUUAUCUCUGACGUAUUUCCGACAAGUGCGACUACACGCAGCCACGUUUCGUCGGAGAGCGAUUGUGAUGCUCACCGGCUGGUUGACCGGUUUCCUGCGGCUGGCUCCGCGCUGGACUACGUGGAUGACUCUGCGGAUGGGCGGGCUGUAGCCGAUGCUGCCCUUUGGGCCCGCCUCCAGAGGCUCGAGCAGGAGCGGCGGUCAUUUCCUUGGAGCUCCGCCUCUGAGCAGCAGGGCUGGAUCCGCGUGGUGCGGAAUGGCGUGGAAGAGUCCGUGGUCUCCUGGUCUGGCCGUGUCGAGGAGAUCGAGAUGCGGCUCCGUUCCUGUGGCACGCGUGUCGCUUUGGACGGCGUGUGGCCGCCUCUCGACGGCGGCGCUAAUGGUGUUACGCCGCCUUUACCCGGCGUGGCUGCAGUGGUCUUUUGGACUACCCGACUGCUGAAUGGCUUCGCCUUGGGCUGGACACUUCGGCGUACUGAGGAGCUUAUCAACCAGUGUUUGUCGCUGCGCAUGUCCGAUAGCCCUCAGCGUGACACGACUGCUCUGCUGGAAGAUAUCGAGCCUUCUCUUCAGGGGCUGCUUUGCAUUCCGGCGGCGGUUGCCUCUGUGGGCGACUGCCUCUGUGCAGUCGAUCGGCAUUCGCUUGAGCUGAUCUGCUGGUGGUGGCACGCUGACCUCAGGUGGCACUUGCGUGAGUGGUCACCCGUGGAUUCGGCCGUUGCCUCUCAAGCUUCGGCGACACAGAGUCCUCGGGAUAAGCUGCUUCCGUGGGAGUCUGGAGUGUUCAAGCAGAUCUUCGAAGGGGAGGAUCCUUUGUCUUGGAAGGACAGGUUCGAUCUGCCGGACCCACCGGGGUGGGAUCAUGGCGACGAGGAAACUCUGCUUCCAGCCGAGAAGAAACGCAAGGUAUUGGAUGCUGAUUUCUCGCAAGGCAUUUGCUUUACUGUUGUUCGCAAGACUGAAGGAUUGAGCUGGGAGGAUCAACGGCAACAGGAUUCUGACAAGGCUAUUGCUAGAUGGAUUUUCAUCAUUGUGAAGUGGUCUGAGACGUGUCCUGAUUUGUUGGUAUGCCAAAGUCUGGAUGAAUGCACCGAGAAAGAUCAAAGGAUCAACGUGGUCCAGGAUUGGCUGCAUCCCAAGGCGCCGAGCACUUUGUUGAAGAGAGCCAAUUCUAUUAUGGGAUAUCACAAGGUUGUUGGCUGGGGCGACGGGACUUUUCCUUAUCGUGAGCAAGAUGUGUACCGAUACAUGUCCGAUGCUAAGGCCGGUGGGGCGAAACCAUCACAGCUGAAAGCUCUGCGAGAGGCUAUAAUCUUCGUGCGGCAUGUUUUCAUGGUCCCCCAGCUAGACCGGGUGAUUGAAAGUCGUCGCUGUCUGGGGGCGUCGCAGAGGGGAACUGUGAAGCGUGGCAAGAAGAGGGCUCAUCCGUUCUCCAUUCUGGAAUUGAAGAAGCUCCACCAUUUGCUUGCGGACAAGGAUGUUCCAGCUUGGGACCGCACCUUCGCAGGAGCAGUUCUCUGUUGCACUUACAUGAGAUCGCGUUGGGGGGACUUUCAACAUGCAGUCAGCUUUGAUAUCGAGAUGAACGGCCAGGGGGACAUCAUUUUCUUGGUGUACACUGUUGAGGUGUAUAAGACAGUGAAUUCCAAGUACUUUGCUGGCGAGCCUGUUAGGUUCAUCGCUCCUGGAGUUGGGAUUCUCAGUGACAACUGGCUGCACUUGUGGAAACAGGCUCGUGCGGAGGUCGGACUGUUUACAUUCCUGCCGCCGCUGCCUACGCCCAAUGCUGCUGGCGAGGCCAUGGGGUGUUCGGUCUCUUCUAAAGAGAUCACUGCUUGGAUCCAGAAGGUCUUGGGGCGCGACAAUAACAAAAACACAACAGGACACCUCAUGAAGCGCACCUUCUUGACCAUGGCUGCAAAGCGUGGCGUUGAGCACCUUGAUCGGCUAACCAUGGGUGGUCACGCCAACUCGGCAAAGAUGGCCGACACUUAUGGUGAUGACGAGCUGGCGCGGCCACUAAGGUUGCUCCUGGCGCUCUUGGAGGAAAUCCGCGAAGGUGUCUUCGACCCGGACGCUGGACGUGCGGGGUACAUCUUCGGUGCCGGCCUGCGUGAACGCCGGCUGACGGCGGAUAGGAUGGAGGUCCGCGACCCUGCAGCCGCAGGUGCCUUCGCAGCUGACGCGGGGUCCGAGGCCACAGAUGGUAACUGCCCUGCUGAUCAGUCUGGCAAUAGCAAGGACAGCUUAACCGAGCAAGAUGCGGCCUCGUGGGACCUUCCGCCCCCUGAGCGGUUCACUGACGAUGAUUGGAGAGACUUGGGCAUCUCUCCUCCAAGCCCAGAGCAUGCUGCCGCCAACGAGGAGCCGGAGGCGCCCGACAUUGGCGAUUUGCCGGUACACCCGUGGGACAACUUGAUCGAGGGCAUCAUGUCGCUAGUGGAUUCAGAAGCUGCCUUCACCCAGCGAUGCCAGGAGGUGAAUGCGGGAACCAUUCACACAGCCUUGCGUGACAAUGGUGUCACGACCUUCGCUAGUCUGGCUUAUGCAUGCGGCACACCUCAGGAUCGCCCUACGCAGACCGAGCUGGAUGCGUUCAGUACUAGGAUUCUCGGAGCUGCACCUCGCUUGGGCGACGUCUCGCUCUUGAAGCGACUCAUCUUCGAAUCAUGCACCUUUGUGAUCGCACAGUUACGCCAGAAUGUUCAAGGCGAUGCUUAUGAGACCCCUAAAAAACUCCCCUUGGCUGAAAAAGCAGCUAGAGCGGCCGAUCAGAAACGCCGCUUGGCGGGGGUCCACAUAGAGAGGGACUCUGUUCCAUCUUAUGCCUUGGUGGAUUUGUGCUUCCAUAUGAUCGAGGUCGGGGUGACAUGGAUCAGCCCAGGCCGCUGCACGAGUCGCGAAAGCGAGAUCCAACUCUCGACCCGCGAUCAAACCAAGGUGUUUAAGCUGGAGGAUAACAGCUUGAAAGUCGGAAACGAGGGCCCUGAUGAUGUGGCCUGCUUCGACUCUCCCAUACGGCUUCAGUGGUGUCUUCAAAGGAGAGGCCUUGCACUUGAUCAAGCUCGCUUAAUGUCUUGGCAACAACAUGAGAGGUGGGUGCAUUGCCUCCUCCACGCACUCACGCGCGAGUGCCCUUCAGGGUUCCACAAGCCGGAUAUGAACCGGAUUGUGCAAGCCGACCGGGAGGCAUGGCUCAUUCUUGCAUCGGAGGUGCCGAGUCUCAAGGUUACAGCCGCCGGUGAGUUUCCGCUUGGUGUUGCACUCGAGGCCCUCCGCACCGACCCACGAAUCACCAUGUAUCUUAUGCCGACUUGGGGCCGGCAGCCUGACGUCAAGAUGCCUCUGGAUGUCCCGUCCCCACCAAAGGACGGCGAGGGUUUGUCUCGCUCGGCAAAACGUCGGAGGCGCUUGAAGGCGGCGGCGGCACGGAAUGCCACGCCGCCUGGAAAGUCGACUUCGACCCCAAAAGGGGCACGUGCCAUGCCUGCAGAGUUGAAGGGCACGCACCAGAAAACCGAAGAUGGCAAGCUCAUUUGUUGGGAUCACAACUGCGGCGGCUGCAAGCUCAAGACUGACGGUGUUGAGGCUGGAAGGAUCACUGGCCAGAAUGACGACGGGCUGGGAUACACUUUUUCUCCGGUGCCGGUGACAGCACAGGACCUUUCUUCUGCUGAAUCGCUGGCCGCCCAGUGCCUGAAUCUUGGCUUUGCAAGUUUUGCACAGCUUCGCGAGCUCAGUGCUCGCUUGCCGGCGGACUCUGUGGGGGCACCUUCAGGCCAACCUGUUGCUCCUGCGGAUCCCAAAUCUUUUACUUCUGGAGCCUACGUGCACCACGACAAGAACGGGCUCCGAUCCAAUUGUUUUGCAUUUCCUUUUUCCACACAACUGCUUGCACGCAUAUUGUCGGCUGAGUUUCCUGAUGCCUGUUUUUCUUCAGUGGGCCUAUUCUUCAACUUGAAGGCGCCGCUUCAUUCGGAUCGCAAUAAUGAUCAUCGACACGCCAACCUGUUGCUGCCAGCCUCGCAUUUUUCAGAUGGUCAGGUUUGGGUGGAAGGUCGCGGGAAGCAUCCGUGUCCUGACCUCUCCGCCAAACGCCUUGGUUACCUGCUUGAUGUGGCUUCUGGCCCGCAACAGCUGCCCUCAGAGCGUCUUCACAGUACAUGCCCCUGGACAGGGGACCGCCUGCUCGUGGUGGGUUUCUGCGUUCGUGAUACACAGCGACUCUGUGAACGGGACUGCCACUGGCUGCGGGACUCUGGUUUUCCACUGCCCGGCCCUCCCCAAGAUCAUGCGGCCGCUCCUCGCCAGGUCACUUCAACGACUUCUUCGCCCUCUUUGUCUACCUCUGCGACGCCGCCGCCACAGGCCUCAGCUUCCAUCGCCAAGCGCCGCCGCGUUGCAUAUCGACCUGCCUUGCCAGUGCAUUCUACAGCAACGUCGUCUAGAUCUAUGACGCCAACUACACCGGACGACCAACAUGCUGAUGUAUUGGCUGAGAAGAUCUUCCCGAACAACCUGGCUCCACUUGUUAUCGAAAUCUUUGCGGGCACCGCCCGCCUCAGCACUGUUGCUGGGCGCAUGGGCUUUCGUACUUUGGCGGUGGACCGCUCCUCGCAAAGAACCAAUUUCUCUAUACAACGACUGGACCUUACGUUGGAUGCCGACUUGCAAACGCUGCUUGACAUCAUCAAUCUGGAGGCUGACAACAUUGCUUGGAUCCAUUUGGCACCUCCUUGUGGUACGGCCUCGGCGGCGCGAUCCAGGCCUUUACAUAAGGCUGAACACUACAGCUGCCCUGUGCCUCAACCACUACGCAGUGUCACGGAGCCGCAGGGCCUCUCCACACUGACCGGUGCCGACCGCGAUCGUGUACUCGCUGCCAACAAGUUGUACCGAGCUGUCGGCUGCAUCGUUGACCUCGCCCUGCAGCUUGGUCUUUUCGCGACCGUUGAGAACCCUCUCAACAGCUUGGCUUGGCUAUGCGAUGGCCUCGACCACCUUUGUCGCCGUGAAGAUGGCUACCAACUCAUCUUUGAUGCUUGCAUGCAUGGCGGGGAUCGCGACAAAACUACCUUAUUCUGGUGCUCCGACCCACGCUUUCAGUCGCUGGCAUUGCGUUGUUCCCGUGACCACAAACACGCAUCCUGGAAACCUCGCUUUGUGGAUGGGCAUUGGCAAUUCCCCACUGCUGCGGAGGCGGCAUACCCUUGGCUUCUUUGCGAACGGAUGCUUUACAUUUUGGCUGAGGGUUUUCCUGCAUUGGCUUCAACUUCACAGCAGCCGCGAGCCUGUGAGCAAGUCGCACUGCAGCGACAGCCAAAAUAUGCUAGACCUCUGGUUUCAUGCUACCAAUCACACGACUGCUGGGCUGUACCCGUACGCUCCGCGGACGCUGCGGCACCUCUUUUGAAGUGCUACCCCAAAGGUGCUCGUGUGACGCAACGCAAACUGGUGCAGUGGGGAGCAGUCCGGGUUUGCGCUGCCUCGAAAUAUCCUGGCUUCGACCGACAUAGUUCUGCAGAGUUGCUGGGAGGGACGGCCAAGAUCUAUCAACCUGACACUUCCGAUUUCUCUUUGCUUGCAAGCGAGGAUAAAAACGACGUGUACGAGGUGGUGGGAAUGGUGUGCGAUGACAAUCCUUGUGCGACCCAGGCAGAAAUUCUUACUAUUGGAAUUCCACGUGAACCGGAGGACUUUGUGAAGGCUGCGGUCCAAGCGGGGCACCCUCGCAAUGCAAUACUGGUCAAUCGCCAAGGUCCGGCAAAGGAAAUCGCUGCCAACGUAGUUAUGCCAGCAGAGGAGCGCAAGAAAAGGGCCGAUGAGGCUCGGGAUGCGUGGAAGAAAAUUUCCAAGGAGUCGGCUGAGACCAACGACGCGCUUAUGAAACAAAAGCCCGCGUACUUGGCGAAGGCGCUGGCUGGCAAGAACGUCAUUGCUUGGCAGCGCAUUCUUGAGCGAAAUGGUUUCCCUGACCAGAUGCUUUGGGCUGACUUGCGGGAUGGCUUCCGCUUGACAGGAUGGAUGAGAGAGACCGGAAUCUUCAAGCCUAGAGUCAAAGCACCGGAAUCCUCCCUUGAAAGUCUGCUAGCACAAUCGUCUUACCGAUCUCCCAUGACUAUGAGCCGGAUAACAAACACGAAGCCAGACGAGACGUCUAGGAAGGCGUGGGCUGAAACCCAAGAGGAGGAGCGCAAGGGCUGGAUCUUCGAGGACACUGCCCCUGACUUCAGCAACAUCAUUCUGGCGCACCGCUUCGGACUUGAGCAGAAGAACAAAGUACGGGUGAUUGACAACGGCAAGGAUUGCGGCUUGAACAUGGCUUGCGGGCUGCCAGAGAAGUUCACCCUGCACGGGGUCGACGUUCUGGCGGCUGUCUUCCUUGAGUUGUUGAAUAUGCCACGUGACCGCUUGUUCAGAUUGGUUGGGAAAACAAUAGAUCUUGUCUCCGCUUACAAGUUCUACCCCGUACAUCCUCUUGACAGACAACACUUGAGGAUUGGUGUGUUCGACACGGACAGCAAGAGGGCGCGGAUCUAUGGGACUAAUGUCCUACCUUUCGGUGCCACCGGAAGUGUGGCUGGCUUCCUUAGGGUGUCAGCCGCCGUUUGGCACACUGGCGUCCGAGACAUGGGCUUGGGCUGGUGCGCAUACUUCGAUGAUUUUCCAUUGCUAUCUUGUGAUGGAAUGGAGGAACAGAUCGAAGAAUUCGCCGACGAAGUUUUCGAGGCUCUUGGGAUUCAGUAUGCAAAGGAGGGCAAGAAGGCAACAAAGUUUGAUGCGGUUUUUAAUGCGCUUGGCUUGGCCUUCGACCUGUCGGGAUUCGAGAGCGGAGUCAUCUCCAUCACACAUACCAGCGAUCGAAAGAAGGAGUUGAACGACGUUCUCGCGAACAUCUUGCAGACGGGAAGACUUAGCCCCAAGGAGGCUGAAGUCCUCCGCGGGCGCAUGCAUUGGUAUUCUUCUUACUUGUUCGGACGGGCACCGUGCGAAGCUAUGCACCAACUUUCCUUGAGAGCCAGAGGAAUCGAUGGUUCAUCAGAACUGAGCGCUGAUCUGGAUUGGGCGGUGAGGACACUGCUCCAACACGUCAGUACCUCGAGACCCUUGGAGUUGAGGCAGACUUCCGGGAGAGAGCUCUUCAUUUUUACUGAUGGAUCUUAUGAACCUGGCGCUGGGGUUGUGGCCGGCAUCGGAGGAAUCAUUUACGAUGCCUCUGGCGUCCCGUUGGCUUUCUUCAGCUCGGAGAUCCCUAAGUCUGAUUUGGAAUUGCUGGAGGCUGAAUCCGAGCAUCCAAUCUAUGAAGUCGAACUCUACGCGGUCCUUGUGGCGUUCAUGCUAUGGGCGGAAGUGUUGAGAGAUACCUUCAGCACCUUCUACUUAGACAACGAAGCUGCGCAAUCCGCUUUGAUUGCUGGCCGCUCUGGGACUCGAAACGGACGACGGCUCUUACAGCAGGUCUUAUCGCUGGAACAUGACAAUAUGGCCAGGCCGUGGUUUGGGCGUGUGCCUACCCACUCGAACCCGGCAGACCCGCCUAGCCGACAGAUCGUGGACCAUCUGAUCAGACAGGGCGCGAGGCAGGACGAUGUCGAUUUGGGCUGUCUGCUGCUUGAAAAGCCUCCGGAUACGGGCUGA
Messenger RNA from Symbiodinium sp. CCMP2592, 48282 nucleotides. Lineage: Eukaryota; Dinophyceae; Suessiales; Symbiodiniaceae. The record is from the annotation of a GenBank genome assembly.